This is a messenger RNA of Pelobates cultripes (western spadefoot toad), 77774 nucleotides long. Lineage: Eukaryota; Metazoa; Chordata; Amphibia; Anura; Pelobatidae. The record is from the annotation of a GenBank genome assembly.
AUGGACCAUAGGAAUACUGCUAUGUUAGGAGUAGGAUCUGAAGCUGAACGGCCUGUGCAAUCCUCCGGUGUAGUGACCAGUAAGAGAGAGACCGCACAAGAGAGCAGUGGCAAGGAGCUGGAGAAACAGAAGACCACCAUUUCUGAAACCACACAAGGCAGCUCUAGUGGAGACGCACAGCAGUUCUUGGUCACAGAAACAAAUUUUUCAGAGGGCAAUUUAAAACUCAAAAUUGGCUUUCAAGCCAAAAGGACAAAAAAACCUCCAAAGAACCUGGAGAAUUAUGUCUGUCGCCCGGCCAUAAAGACAAGUAUAAAACAUACACGUAAAGUUCCAAAGGGUGGGAAGAUGCCGGAGGAAAGGAAUGAACCCAUUGCUUCCAAACAGGUGGGUCAGCAUGUCACUUUAUAAUGUAUGAAUUCAACAUAAAAAGUAAAUCCUUGGUUUAAGUCUUUGAUGGUUAUAGAAAAAAAGGUGGGUUUUUUCUAAGUUUUAGUGGUUUUCCUCCAUACUGCCAAGACAGUCUAAAACAUCUAUAUUCUUUUCUUUAAUGAUGUCUCUUGGUGAUGGAUGUUUUGAUGCUUGCCACACAUAUAAUAAACUGAGUGUUGUAGAAUUCUUCUUUGUUUGCUCUUUUAUAUGUAUUCUUACUUCUUUUCAUAAGCACUUGUUAGCAGUUUUCUACAGUGAUUACAUUAACGUAAAUGUAGGUUGUAAGACUGUACAAUACUUAAAGGGGCACUCAAAGCACUGUAACUCCUACACCCCCUUGUACUGGUUAUGGUGCUAGAAGGCUGCGGGCAGAAUCCUCCUAUUAUCCGGUUUUUAAACAAAAACUAAUUGAAAUAAAACAAGAGUCUCUGAGGAGGCCAUCACUUUAUUCACCAUUCUAAUCUGAAUAUUCUACUUCCUCAUUAUCAAUGACUAUUUUGUACAGAAAUGGCCAAAAUUGAUGUUUAACUUAUGGCUGCAUUAGCAAUUUGGUUAGGGAGUCAAAAUGCUGAAAGACAGGUUGACUCGGAACUACAGACGGCACCCACAGUGUACUAACACUGUAAGCUCUUAAGCUAGUUGUGGUUAUGGUUCUUAGAGUAUUCAUUUAAUUAGACAAACUGGUAGCAAAGGAAGUAGACUAAAAUCUAGCAUUUAGUAUGCUUUCAUGUAAAGUAAGGUAUUAUGUGAUCUUAUAAUCUAAAGGAGAUCGUGGGAAGUGAAACAAAUGGUAUCAGGAAUUACUUCACAUCUGUAACCGUUAAACCUACCAGCAAAUAUUCCUGGUGGAUUGUCUGGCAAGAGCUUCUGCUGACAUUUUCUGAUGAGACCUUAAGGUUUUUCACAGUUGAACUCAUUUUCUCUUACUGGGUUUACACUAAAAUGAGAAUUGCCUGAAAUUCAAAGUGAAUUUCAAAUGUGAGACCAUAGUAUAAAACAGGGCUCGACAAAUUCCAGGUGCCAGGUCGCCAUUGCGACUAGAAAUUUUGCCCUAGCGCCUGGGAUUUAAAGCCCUUUAGCUAAAGGCAACGGAGCCAGCCAUUCGCCCUGAGGAGUGUGGAUGGCCAGCUCAGGGAGUGUGCAGGCAGCCAACCGGCGGAGCAUGCAGACGGCCGCCCUGGGGAGCAUCACUGUGGUCGGCUGGGGCAGCGUGGGAGGGAGCAGUGAUCUUCAAGCAGCUCCCCUCUGCUCCCUCGCGCUGUUUAUUGAUGCUGUGAGCCGGAAUAUGACGUCAUUCAGGCUCCGGAAUCACUACAGGGAGCAGAGAGGAGCCGCUUGAAAAUCACUGCUCCCCCACACGCAGGAUGAGCAAGCAGCCCCACUGGACCCCAGGGAAAGUCCACUCCGCUCUGCCAAAGGUAGGGAGGCUGGGUGGAUUCAAAUUAAAAUGGAAAGUAUGUGUUUGUGUGUCUCUCUCUCUUGGUCAGUAUGUGUGUCUCUCUCGGUCAGUAUGUGUGUCUCUCUCGGUCAGUAUGUGUGUCUCUCUCGGUCAGUAUGUGUGUCUCUCUCGGUCAGUAUGUGUGUCUCUCUCGGUCAGUAUGUGUGUCUCUCUUGGUCAGUAUGUGUGUCUCUCUUGGUCAGUAUGUGUGUCUCUCUCGGUCAGUAUGUGUGUCUCUCUCGGUCAGUAUGUGUGUCUCUCUCGGUCAGUAUGUGUGUGUCUCUCUCUCUCUCUGUCAGUAUGUGUGUCUCUCUCUCUCUGUCAGUAUGUGUGUCUCUGUCUCUCUGUCAGUAGGUGUGUGCGUCUCUCUCUCUCUGUCAGUAGGUGUGUGUGUGUCUCUCUCUCUGUCAGUAGGUGUGUGUGUGUCUCUCUCUGUCACUAUGUGUAUGUUCCUCUCUCUGUCGGUAUGUGUGUCUCUCUCUCUGUCGGUAGGUGUGCGUGUGUCUCUCUCUCUGUCGGUAGGUGUGCGUGUGUCUCUCUCUCUGUCGGUAGGUGUGCGUGUCUCUCUCUCUCUGUCGGUAGGUGUGCGUGUCUCUCUCUCUCUCUCUGUCGGUAGGUGUGUGUGUCUCUCUUUCUGUCAGUAGGUGUGUGUGUCUCUCUCUGUCAGUAGGUGUGUGUGUCUCUCUCUGUCAGUAGGUGUGUGUCUCUCUCUCUCUGUCAGUAGGUGUGUGUGUGUGUGUCUCUCUCUCUCUCUCUGUCAGUAGGUGUGUGUGUGUCUCUCUGUCAGUAGUGUGUGUGUGUGUGUCUCUCUCUCUGUCAGUAGGUGUGUGUGUCUCUCUCUCUGUCAGGUGUGUGUGUGUCUCUCUGUCAGUAGGUGUGUGUGUGUGUGUGUGUCCCUCUCUCUGUCAGUAGGUGUGUGUGUGUGUCUCUCUCUGUCAGUAGGUGUGUGUGUGUGUCUCUCUCUGUCAGUAGGUGUGUGCGUGUGUCUCUCUCUGUCAGUAGGUGUGUGCGUGUCUCUCUCUCUGUCAGUAGGUGUGUGCUUGUCUCUCUCUCUCUCUGUCAGUAGGUGUGUGUGUCUCACCUCUGUCAGUAGGUGUGUGUGUGUGUGUCUCACUCUUUGCCGUAGGUGUGUGUGUGUGUGUGUCUCUCUCUGUCAGUAGGUGUGUGUGUGUCUCUCUCUCUGUCAGUAGGUGUGUGUGUCUCUCUCUCUGUCAGUAGGUGUGUGUGUCUCUCUCUCUGUCAGGUGUGUGUGUCUCUCUCUCUCUGUCAGUAGGUGUGUGUGUCUCUCUCUCUGUCAGUAGGUGUGUGUGGGUGUCUCUGUCAGUAGGUGUGUGUGGGUGUCUCUGUCAGUAGGUGUGUGUGGGUGUCUCUGUCAGUAGGUGUGUGUGGGUGUCUCUGUCAGUAGGUGUGUGUGUGUGUGUGUCUCUCUGUCAGUAGGUGUGUGUGUGUUUGUCUCUCUGUCAGUAGGUGUGUGUCUCUCCCUCUGUCAGUAGGUGUGUGUGUGUGUGUCUCUCUGUCGGUAUGUGUGUGUCUCUGUCGGUAUGUGUGUGUGUCUCUGUCGUAUGUGUGUGUGUCUCUCUGUCGGUAUGUGUGUGUGUCUCUCUGUCUGUAUGUGUGUGUGUCUCUCUGUCGGUAUGUGUGUGUGUCUCUCUGUCGGUAUGUGUGUCUCUCUCGGUCGGUAUGUGUGUGUGUGUCUCUCUCGGUCGGGGUGUGUGUGUGUGUGUCUCUCUCGGUCGGUAUGUGUGUGUGUGUGUCUCUCUCGGUCGGUAUGUGUGUGUGUGUGUCUCUCUCUGUCGGUGUGUGUGUCUCUCUCUCUGUCGGUGUGUGUGUGUGUGUCUCUCUGUCGGUAUGUGUGUUCUCUGUCGGUGUGUGUGUGUGUGUCUCUGUCGGUAUGUGUGUGUCUUCACGGUAUAUGUGUGUGUCUCUCUGUCGGUAUGUGUGUGUCUCUCUGUCGGUAUGUGUGUGUCUCUCUGUCGGUAUGUGUGUGUCUCUCUGUCGGUAUGUGUGUGUCUCUCUCUCUCUCUGUCGGUAUGUGUGUGUGUCUCUCUCUCUCUGUCGGUAUAUGUGUGUGUGUCUCUCUGUCGGUAUGUGUGUCUCUCUCUCUGUCGGUAUAUGUGUGUCUCUCUCUCUCUGUCGGUAUAUGUGUGUGUGUCUCUCUCGGUCGGUAUAUGUGUGUGUGUCUCUCUCUGUCAGUAUGUGUGUGUGUCUCUCUGUCUGUGUUUCUCUGUCUGUGUGUGUCUCAUAGAAACAUAGAAUGUGACGGCAGAUAAGAAUCAUUCGGCCCAUCUAGUCUGCCCAAUUUUCUAAAUACUUUCAUUAGUUCCUAGUCUUAUCUUAUAGUUAGGAUAGUCUUAUGCCUAUCCCACGCAUGCUUAAACUCCUCUACUGUGUUAACCUCUACCACUUCAGCUGGAAGGCUAUUCCAUGCAUCCACUACCCUCUCAGUAAAGUAAUACUUCCUGAUAUUAUUUUCAAACCUUUGCCCCUCUAAUUUAAGACUAUGUCCUCUUGUUGUGGUAGUUUUUCUUCUUUUAAAUAUAGUCUCCUCCUUUACUGUGUUGAUUCCCUUUAUAUAUUUAAAUGUUUCUAUCAUAUCCCCCCUGUCUCGUCUUUCCUCCAAGCUAUACAUGUUAAGCUCCUUUAACCUUUCCUGGUAAGUUUUAUCCCGCAAUCCAUGAACCAGCUUAGUAGCCCUUCUCUGAACCCUCUCUAAGGUAUCAAUAUCCUUCUGAAGAUACGGUCUCCAGUACUGUGUACAAUACUCCAAGUGAGGUCUCACCAGUGUUCUGUACAAUGGCAUGAGCACUUCCCUCUUUCUACUGCACAUACCUCUCCCUAUACAACCAAGCAUUCUGCUAGCAUUUCCUGCUGCUCUUUUACAUUGUCUGCCUACCUUUAAGUCAUCGGAAAUAAUCACCACUAAAUCCCUUUCCUCAUAUGUUGAGGUUAGGACUUUAUCAAAUAUUCUGUACUCUGCCCUUGGGUUUUUACGUCCAAGAUGCAUUAUCUUGCACUUAUCCACAUUAAAUGUCAGUUGCCACAACUUUGACCAUUUUUCUAGUUUACCUAAAUCAUUUGCCAUUUGGCUUAUCCCUCCUGGAACAUCAACCCUGUUACAUAUCUUAGUAUCAUCAGCAAAAAGACAUACCUUACCAUCAAGACCUUCUGCAAUAUCACUAAUAAAAAUAUUAAAGAGAAUGGGUCCAAGUACAGAUCCCUGAGGUACCCCACUGGUGACAAGUCCAAGCUUCGAAUAUAUUCCAUUAACUACAACCCUCUGUUGCCUGUCACUCAGCCACUGCCUUACCCAUUCAACAAUAUUUGAAUCCAAACUUAAAGAUUGCAGUUUAUUGAUAAGCCUUCUAUGUGCAACAGUGUCAAAAGCCUUACUGAAAUCUAGGUAAGCAAUGUCUACUGCACCACCCUGAUCUAUAAUUUUAGUUACCCAAUCAAAAAAAUCAAUAAGAUUAGUUUGGCAUGAUCUCCCUGAAGUAAACCCAUGUUGUCUCUGAUCUUGAAAUCCAUGUGUUUUAGAUGUUCAUCAAUCCUAUCCUUUAACAUGGUUUCCAUCACUUUCCCCACUACUGAAGUAAGGCUUACUGGCCUAUAAUUGCCCGACUCCUCCCUAUUACCUUUCUUGUAAAUGGGCACAACAUUCGCUAACUUCCAAUCUUCUGGGACUACUCCUGUUAACAAUGAUUGGUUAAAUAAAUCUGUUAAUGGUUUUGCUAGUACACCACUAAGCUCUUUUAAUAGCUUUGGGUGUAUUCCAUCAGGUCCCAUUGACUUAUUUGUCUUUACUUUUGACAGUUGAAAUAGAACCUCUUCCUCUGUAAACUCACGUGUAAUAAAUGACUCAUUUAUCCUUUUUCUCAACUGAGGUCCCUUUCCUUCAUUUUCAUCUGUAAAUACAGAACAAAAAUAUUCAUUGAGGCAGUCAGCUAGACCUUUAUCCUCUUCUACAUACCUUCCUUCUUUUGUUUUUAAUCUAACUAAUCCUUGUUUUACUUUUCUUUUCUCAUUUAUGUAUCUAAAAAAUGUUUUAUCCCCUUUUUUUACUGACUGUGCUAUUUUCUCUUCUGUGUGUGAUUUGGAAGCUCUUAUAACUUGCUUAGCCUCUUUCUGCCUAAUCUUAUAGAUCAUUUUGUCUUCCUCACUCUGGGUUUUUUUAUAAUUCCUAAAUGCUAACUUUUUGUUUUUAACUAUUUUGGCCACAUCUGCGGAGUACCACAGUGGUUUCUUGAAUUUUUUGCUUUUACUGACAAGCCUAAUGCAAUUUUCUGUUGCCUUCAAUAGUGCAACUUUUAAAUAAUCCCAUUUCUCUUGGACUCCAUUUAAAUUGCUCCAGUCUGAUAAUGACUCCUCUACCCAUAUUCUAAUUUUAGAAAAGUCUGUUUUUCUAAAGUCUAAAACUUUGUUUUUUGUGUGGUGUGACUCAGUCACUGUUCUUAUAUUAAACCACACUGACUGAUGAUCACUGGAUCCUAAACUUUCACCUACAGUAAUAUCUGAUACCAAAUCUCCAUUUGUUAACACUAAAUCUAGUAUGGCCUCUUUACGAGUUGGCUCCUCAACAACUUGUUUUAGAGACAAUCCCAGUAGGGAGUUUAGACUAUGUGUGCUCCUGGCACAAGUAGCUAAUUUUGUUUUCCAAUUUACAUCAGGAAGAUUAAAGUCACCCAUGAUGAUAACUUCCCCCUUCAUUGUCAUUUUAGCUAUUUCCUCAACUAGUAGAUUAUCUAACUCUUCAAUUUGUCCUGGGGGCCUAUAAAUCACACCUACACGAGUUACUGUGUGAUUACCAAAUUCUAACGUAGCCCAAACAGACUCUAUGUUUGCCUCACUAACUUUUAUUAGGCUAGAUUUUAUGCUAUCCUUCACAUACAAGGCCACCCCUCCCCCUUUCUUGCCUUCCCUAUCUUUCCUAUAUAAAGAGUACCCUGGUAUUGCUAUGUCCCAGUCAUUUUUCUCAUUGUACCAUGUCUCAGUAACAGCGACUAAAUCUACACUAUCAGUUGCCAUUAUUGUCACAAGUUCAUGGAUCUUAUUCCCUAAACUGCGAGCAUUUGUAGACAUGACUUAAGCUGUAGUGGUUCUGGUGACUAUAGUGUCCCUUUAAUAAUUGUAUAUUUCUCGUAAUUUAAACUUCGCUAGUUUUUUUUUUUUUUAAAAACUGGCUCCUUACUUUUUUAGUUGACUCCUAGAUUCCAAACAAAUUUAUCAAGCCAGGUAUAAAAACUGAACAGCAGAAUUGGACUGGGGAUUUUUUUCUAAAACUAAGUUUUUACAAGCAAUAUUUGAAGUGUCUGAUACAUUCUGAUACUGAUUUCCAAGUGUUGCUUAUAUGAAUAGACUAGCUCGACAUAUUACAUUUUUAUCAUAACAUUGUUAAGUUUACUUUGUGGUGAAGGUAAUAAUUGAAGUUGUAAAAUAUUCGCUGUACCUUUUUCAUAGUAACUAGCACCCCACCCAUUCAUCCUAUAUUUCUAGCUGAUGUGUUCUUGUAAUAUGGCUGUUAUUUAGUCCAACUUGGCUACUGCUUCUCCAUCUUCUAAUACAUCAACUUCUUCCCUUACGCCACCAUUGCAAAAUUCUACUACUCCACUUCUGCAUCAGUGCCCAGGGUCUACUACUCCACUUCUGUAUCCAUGCCCAGAUUCUGAUCCUUCUUUGUGUAUCCAUGCCCAGAUUCUGAUCCUUCUUUGUGUAUCCAUGUCCAGGUACUGAUCCUUCUUUGUGUAUCCAUGUGUCAUGAGAGUGGGCUAUAGGCCCAGCCGAGACAGUGGGGAGAGUGUGGAAGUGACAGGGUUAAUGACACCAGACCCCUGGUUACCUGUUGCUUGUUUCAGCAAUCACUCAAUUAACCUCUACAAUCCCUUCUACACUAACCCCCUAGUACACACUUUACCGCCACCACCAAGACUUUUAAACCCGGGCGUCUUAGGUUAUCCCACAUGCAGGAGAACAAAUAGCAAAACAGUACAUAAAUUAAAAUAGGAGAAAACACAAAUUCCUGACAGUAUGUAUUUACCCCAUAUAGAAUUCUUGUGGGAGUCUUAGAUGGUAUAGGUCUCCUAGAAAUUGCUGACCAAAGAAAAAAAUAAAUAACUCUCUAGAUAGUCCAGCACCCUCAUUAAUAUACCUAAACUAGUUGUUUCUUAGUGGGCAGACCCCUGGGGGGAGAUCAGAGAGGGUUGGUCUGGCAGUUUAUUUCCCACUCUAUGCAAUUCCUUGUGUCCAGCGCUGAUGAUGGCUAUCUAGAAGUUUUAUGGUCUAGGCCUGGUGCAAAGACCACAAUAAAUGUAAUCCCAAGGUUUACAAAAAAAAUUCUUAACAUAUAUCAACACACAUCAAACACCAACUCAUGCUUAUGGCAUGACACCAUGCCCAGGUACUAAUCCUUACUUGUGUAUCCAUGCCCAGGUCAGGUUCUGUUCCUUCAUUGUGGAUCCAUGCCCAGGUUCUAAUUCUUCCUUAUAUAUUAAUACCCUGGUUCCACUUCUUCCCUUAUGUAUCCAUGCCCAGGUUCUGGUUCUUAAUCUUCUCAGGCAUACAGUCUCUCCUCCUUGCAACCAUACCUAUCUUCUCCUUUUAAGUGUUCUCUGGCACCAAAUCAUUCCACAUUGCACAGCCAAUCUCCUAUUCUGCUCCUCUGACUUCCAAGGAAUAGACUCCUUCCCUUAUGAAGCCCUGUUUUGUUUCUGCUUUCAAAACAUCAGUCUGCUUUGUUACAAGCUCCUUUCCAAGUAGUAUACUCUACAUGCAGUCCUAAGUGAAACCUGAGAUUUGAAACCUUUAUAGUUUCUACGUUAGAGGUAAUAUAGGUGGGGCAUUUAACCCAAAUGUUUUCCGAGGUGAGCAGAUCUAAGCAUUAUUGUUUUUUUGUGAUGGACAUGCGUAUAUAAAAUAGUUUUUACCUGACAAAGACGUGGGUGAGGGGAUCUAAGUCUUAUUAUUCCCAUCUGUUUAAUUCGAAUACCUGAGGAGGAUAUCAGCAAGGGUGUUUAGCCUUCAUUGUUUUAUUGGGAUGGACAUGUUGAAUCUGUUAGGGGUUUAUAGGAUAAGGGCAAAUAGCGUAUUGCUUUGUUUGCUUUGAAAUUGCUGUUGGUGAUUUUUAAAGAUACUCUGUGGUAUUUUUAGCUGUGAUGAAGAAAUUUUAGCAUUAGGCUGUAUCCGUGUGCUUUGCCUCGUGGUUUCCAUGGUGAUGGCUGACCUAAUUCAGGAGAAGGAUACAGGCGAGAGUUUGUCAGAAUGCGCGUUGAAAUUGUGCAGUAGAGGUGAUUGGGGAGACGCUCAAUGACAAGAUCUAUUUCAGAGAAUUGUUUAAGCCAAAAGCUGGUGAAAUGUGUCUGGAGGAAAGCUGAGCUCAAUGCUGUAUCUCUGUAUUCUGAAAAUGCAGUGUUUUUCAUCAUACUAGCAAGAGGUAUAUUGCUUUUUUUUAUUUUUGUGCUGGAUUACUGCUUCUAGGCCCAGAUGUAGUGUGUUUGGAUUGCUUUGAACUUGGUUUGCUGGCCAGGCUAGUGACAUCCAGAGAUGCCGGGGUCUUGCAGAACUGGACGCAAUCAAUGCGCAUAACAUUCCCCUGCAGUUCAACUGCUGGCUUUAUGACCAUGAGUGAUUCAAAACAUGACCAUAUAAAGGUGGAUUACAAGCCAUAUCUGGCCCAGAACCAUUAAAAAGUAUAUAUUUCGAAAAUGUUAACAUGCCAUGCUGUAAUAAAUGAGGUAGUUUGACAAUUUAGUGUAAUAAUUAGGAUUCCAGUGAAAUACCCGGUUCUCGGUUUAAUAAUAUAGUUUCUUUGCAUCUCAGUCCGUAUUAAUAGCACACACAAAAGUGGCACAUUUAUGCCAUAUGUCCAAGGUAUAUUGAUGCCAAAUAUUUUUAGGUAGUAUAUCGAUGUCCACUUAACAAAUCCUUAUGAAAACUGGGAAUGUUGUUUUGGUAAAUGCAUUUGGUCUCUGCAUUCCGUUUGUGAUACAAAGAUCAUCACUUCCAGUUACUUUGAAUAACCAUUCCCACUAAUUCCAUUCAGGGUCUGGUCGUGAUUUCCAGAAGUUGUCCUACAACUGUUCUGUAUCCAGGAGGUUCAACCAGUUAGCAACAUUAAUAAGAACAUAAUUUUUUUUUUUUUUAAAUAGCAUUUCCCAUCAUGCAUUGGGUGAGCAGGUUUGAACAAAUAGUUCACAGAAGAUUGAGUGCUGGAAGUAAAAUUAGCCUUUGGCAAUCAAGCUACAUAAGAGUAAAUACAAAAUGAUUGGUGCAAAAUAAAUACGGUAUUUAUUAUUCUUCAAACACUGUGCACUGCAAUUUGUGUAUCUUUAGCAAAUAAUAGUAUACCAAUGUUUGUUAUCCGUAGCAUUGUGACUUUGUUUAGUUUAAGCAGAUCAACAAAUAAAUACCACUUGUAAAAAUUGAUAGCCCCUUACCUGUGAGGGAUGUGAUCAAUAAAGUUAUAGAUUAAUGGCAACAGUAUAAUAUCUGUCAGUACAAUACAUAUUUUCUUGUGUGCCAUUUGUGUGGUUGCUUUCAUAUGAUGUGUGUUGUUUUUGUAUUGUUAAGCCUUAAUAGUAGCUGCUAAAUUUUCACAUGGUAUAUUGUUUGAUAGUGGCUUAAACACAAGUGCCUGAAAGCCACCAGUUAUGGAAGUAUAUGUAGUGAUUUUGCAUAGAUAACAUCUUCCAGAAUGCUCACUUGACAGGCUAGGUGAGAAAUCUAUUCCUUCCCACUUUGCUCAAUAAAAUGUAUUGAAGGGGAGUUAUGGCCUGCAGCCCUUAUAGACCGAGCACCGUAGGGUCCAUAAACCCUACAAUGCUUCAUUGUGCUUCACAAAACAUCACGCCUUGUACAUAUUUGAACAUUCAUCCCUGCCUCUGAUUAAGGCAUGUUGUCUGUUUAUCCCUGCAUGCAGUCAGCCUGUGUUUGUGUCUGUUUAUAUAUUCUACAAGUUCAAAAUUACUUUUAGCAAGUAUUCAAAAAAAUAAAAGAAUAUAUCUGUGCUAUAUUUGUUUUUUUUAGUUGCUUAACAAACCGCAACAUGGAGGACCAUUAUUGAUAUAGAUAUAUAUCCGUCAGACCCAAUUUCCACUAGCGAUUGGCAAGUGAAAAUAUAGUUUUGGGGAGUGUAGAUUAACAUAAUAUUUAUUUACUUCCCUCUACAGAUCAAUAGAAUAUAAAUAAAAUCCCUCCUCCCCCUAGAAACCUGUUCUAUAUAGGAAAACAAAACAUACCAAUCAAAGCUAUAUUCCUUCCAUUCUACCUCUGUCUACCUCAAACAAAUCUGUAUGUAAACUAUCAGAAUUUGGAGUUUCCACCAAUAUUUCAGUUUCUGUUUCCCAUUGGGGAGUACUGUGCUGCUGUAGGUUUUAUUGUUUAAAGGGUUGCUCCAACAAAAACUGUCUUUUUAUAAACCUUUACAACAAAAAUUAAAACAAAAAUCUAAAACCUGUGUUCUAGUAAUGAGGCCAAGUUCUUCCUGCAGCCCUUUCCUCCUCAAUUAAUGUAAUUUUCCAUCUGGGGGACAGAUGUCAUGGAGGUCUACCUCUGAUGGGAGGACAUGUGUGGCAUGGAGGGGGCCGUGCUGCUAUUGGACGCCUGUUUUCAGUAUACCGUGCAUGUUGAUGUCACGCAUCCAAUAUGCACAGAUUUCACAUUAGCCAUCUGGAAUUGAAACAGAAAUUUAGUUUCACCAGCAUCUUGUUUUGUCAACUUGACUUCUAUAGAUAACUACUCCCUACAUUUUUUAAUAUAUUCUAUGACUACUUGAGCACUCAUGAAUUAUUUUUUUUAAAUUCACUUUUAGGGAAUCAUAUUGAAGCAGAUUAAAUAACGUUUGUUUUUAGUGACACAGCCUAGUGAUGUUUCCCUGAUACUGCCGCCUCCUCCUCUCCGCUUCCUUGGUGUUAUCAUGGUAUGUAAACUGGUACAUACGGUAUAAGGUGGAGUAGGGCGAAUUUAUUGUGUGCAUAUACUCCACUUUAUACCGUAUGUACCAGUUUAUGUUUGUGUGAGGAUAAAGGGAAAACCCACAAUAAGGUGUUUUUUGAGUAUUUGUCAUUCUAUGUUAAGUGUCACUCAUUGGGAUAUUGUUUUACUAGUUAUCAUGGUAUGUGUUUGUUUUUAAAGGACCACUAAUUAAACCUAGACAACUUCAUAAAAGCAUUGCAGUUUACUAUGUAUGUAUUUAAGUGGAACUGUCACUGCCUGGGGACAAUGGAGAAUUUGCCUGUUGGUUUGAGACGGGCGGCAGAGAAAGGCGAGUUUAACUUACUGGUACCUCUCCCUCAUGGGCGUCUCCAUCAUCUUCCUGCCAGUUCUCUUCUGCAGGAGCUGACGUCACGUCUGUACUCUCGCAAAUGCGCGAAAGUGCAUACAAAAAGCCAAUUUCCUCAGCCGUCACUGGAUUGACAAUUCUUGGCAACGGAAGCUGCGCCCAGUGUCAGAAGUGUCUCUGUAUUUGUUUUGAUUUUGACUGGGUUGGAAUUUCCGUGAAAUUACGACACAGUCUGAGUUUUUCUAAAAGAGUGGAGUAUUGGGGUGAGGGCAAUGCCGCUUAUGGAUGUAUAUUGCAGGAUUAAAUACGCCUCUAAUGGCUUUCUACCUGCCACUAAUGCGGUUCCACUGUGAGCACAGAGUCAAAUUUGGGUCUCACAGCUAACCGUCGUUUAAUUGGCUGGCCUCCCAUGUAUUAGCCAUGCAUGCACUUUUCGCUUUUGAUUUUUUUGGAUAAAAGAGAAGUGUCGGCUUGACAUUUUGGGCUCAACAAAUCCCAGGUCACUAUGACGACUAGGAUAUUUUUCUUGACUCCUGGGAUUUUUUUAGCCAGUUCAGCAGUCUCACCCCAUCCCCCCCCCCCCAUCUUGAUGAUCUCAGACAAGCUCAGCGCUCUGCCUCAUCUGACGGAGGUGGGCGGAGUUAAGGCGCAUGCGCGGCCAACGCAUUAGUCCCUCCCCAUCGGAAAGCAUUGCCUUAAUGCUUUCCAAUGGGGUUUUCACUGAUGCUUGUGCAGAGCGUGAGGACGUCCAGCGUUGCUUAAUGGGCUCCGAGUCCCUUAGAAUCCCGGAAGCGCCUCUAGGGUCUGUCUGCCGCUCGAGGCAGUCUUAGUGCUGCACAGUAAUCAUUGCAGUUUCUAAAACAAAAAAUAAAAACUGUAAUAAUUUACAUUGUAGUACUAAGAAGGACAGGGACAAUGCCCUCAGACCUCUUCAAUGACAUUUAGUGGUCUGGGUGUCUAUGGUGUCCCUUUAGAAUUGUAUUUUUGUUGUUGAAAAUAAAGCUUUGUUUAAAAAAAAAAAAAUCUGGCUCUUAACUUUAUAGUCCAAGCAAAUUUGUCAAGCCCUGGGGUAAAGUAACUUUAAUUUGGGGUGGGCAGCACUUUGUGGCAUGCCCUUUUCUUGUGAAAACAUAUAUGAAGUAUGUUUAUUUACUGCAGUGCACACCAAUAACUGUGGAGUCAGGUUUUUUUGGUUUUUUUUUCUCUCCUCCUCCACUGUCCAAUUUCAGUUGUGCUUUAGCCACCUUUUAGGCGAGUUUUGUUUACCACUGAGAUCUGUAGCUGUCUUGCUGUUGUUUUGUGAAUUAUGUUCUUGCACUUUCACCAUAACUGAGAUUUUGUCACGGCGCAGGGGUAUCUGUAUCGACGCGAUCGCGCCUGAUUAGUGCGGCCGCGCCGAUACUUCAGGUAAAAGUAAGUCCCUGAUUUGGUGGCGGCAAAAAGGAAAAAAUGUACUUACCUUAAUUGCGGCGGAGUGCCGCCCAAUCUUCCAAGAAGACUGGUCCCGGCUGGUGUGGUUUUCUAAGGACACCAGCUGCUGUGGUCCCGUUCUUACUGUUAAAGGGCACACUGCCAACAUUAAAGAUGGCGCCGGCGUGCGUGUGAUGUCACGUCAUCGACGCACACGCACGUUUUGGGGUCACAGGCCAUGUACUAACCAAUCACAGCACUGAGAGGCCUAUUUAAACCCUGUAAUGUCUUUUCUCAGUGCCCUGUUGUGGUUUCCACUUGUUGGUUGUCGGAGAGCACGUUCUUGGUAUAUUGUUCUGGUAAUUGACUUUGGCUAUUAUUUUUGACUUUCCCUUCUUCUGGUAUCCUGACCCAUGGUUAAUUAUUCAUAUUGUCUCAUUCUGUUUCCCCGACCUUGGCUUGUGCUUUGACCAUUCUCUUUUCCGCUACGUCUGGCCAUUCUAAGGUCCGGUAUACGUUGUUUGUGUUAAUAUAGUUCUGCGUGUUAGGUCACACAGUAAUCGUGACAGAUUUAUCAGUUGCUAUAAAGGGCUACUGAGUCCGUAGUUGCUGUUACCAUAGAGAUACUCAUAGUUUGUUGCUUCUCUUGAUAAUUACUUAGGUCAAAUGACCAGUUAUGGUUCUAAUUGGCAAAAUUCAUUUAAAACAAUCAACUUUCUACUCUAUUUUGUUGUGCUUAUAUUUACUAAAGGCAAAUUGGGUUGCAGUUAUUUAUUUUAAGUGAAUUUUGCAAAUACAAAGCAUAAUUUCAAACAGGCCCAAAUCCUGGGGACCCUCAGGUCCAUUUGAAUGCUGAUUGACUAAAUCUUGUGAACAGUGUUCGUAUAGCUGCAUUCAAAUGCUCCCAGAUGGUACCAGCUAAUUUUUGCUAAGACCCAGAGGCAUUCCGAUUUUUAUGAAUAACCAUGUAUUGACUCCUCAAAUCACUGCAUCUUUUCGCUUUGCCAUUGUGAUCUGUUACCCAUAGAAUUUCUAUGUACUUUGAAUGUAAUAUUGACUCCCAAACCUUAGGCCUAAUUUGUGGCAACUUAAUGGAUAAGGAAUGUGAUAAACUAGUUGUCUGUUUAAACCAUGGGUAGUCAACCUGGCCCCUAGCGCCCACUAGUGGGCGGUUUGGGAUUUCGUGUGGGUGGUGGUGGGUUCUGCAGAAAAUGCCUGGUGGGCCUCUAUAGCCAUGGAACAAGGCCAGCAGGGGAGAUCCUUUUAUCUCCCCUGCCGGCCCAUGCAGGGCCAGGCUUGCUGUAAUCCCUCUCGGGCUGGUGAGGAGAUCCAAGGUCUCCCUCACUGGCUCGCUGAUGCUUAGUUCCAGCAGACGGAGGGAAGGGCCUGGGAGUCUCUGUGUUCCUCCCGCGAACAGACUGGUCGGAGCGUUGACGUGCAUUACCAUGGCAACGCUCCGAUACAGUGCUGUGCUCGUAGGAGGACAGAAGAGUCAACCUGCAACAAAGGAGCUGCAGGCUAAAGUGAACAUGCCACCACUGGAUCACCAGGGCUUUUGCAGUAUUAUGUCCCCCCUCCCUGGUAAAAGGUAGGAAGAAAGCAGGGGAGACAUUAACAUAGAGCUUUUCACAUCUCACCCACCUGCACACAGCAUAUGCACCCUUUACACACGCACACGCACGCACACACACACUACACCUCUCACUCGCACACACACACUGCACCCAUUGCACACACACCCACCACCCUUCAUAAACACACACACACACACACAGCACCCCAUUCACACGCACACAUAGAAAAAAGUAGAAUAGAAAUUAGAAAAAAAAGAAAUAAAAAAGAUAAAUGUAAGUAUUUUUAUUUAUCUUUUUAACCCUCCUUUCUAAAAAAAAAAAACACACAAAAAAAAAAUCACACUUGCGCUAUACAAUGAGUUACUGCGGCACUGUUGGGUGGUAAGGAAAUUUUACCAUCAACAAAGAUGCAAAAGUGGGCGGUAGGUAUUAAAAGGUUGACUACCCCUGGUUUAAACGGUCUGUGAGGUUCAAAAGGAUGUGUAGCCUGUUCCUCCAGAAGACAUAGAGUUUGAAAGACCUAAUUUGAUCUUUUUCUGCAUAAUCAGCUUUUCCGUGACCUGUGUGGUCAGCUGCCAAUACUGCGGAGGUGGGCACUUCUGCUAGAGAUAUUUUGCAACAUGUCUACUUUCUCCUAGUUUACUUCUCUUCAUGAGUUACAUCCUGCCACCGCGGCUCACCAGUUGAGUUUUCAUCAAUCUUAUCAUGAUAUGGGAUAUCUGCUAAUAUCACAAAGUGCUAGUUGUACUGCAUAAAUGUACUUUUUCCAUGCUUAAAGGCACACUGUAGUCCCCAGGCACUGUCCCUCUAUUCAGUUUUAAGCCAUUUUAGAGCAGUUUAAUACUAAAAUGUCAGCUGACACUCAACCAAUCACAGCUGCCCAUUGCUGCUCAGGCUUAUACUUAAUCAUUAGCCAAAUCAGCACAGGGGAGGGUCUGCUGUAGGGCUACUCUUAAGCAUUAAAAGAUGAAAAGAUUAAAUACUGGUGAAUGAUAUUAUGGCACCAGGAGAUCCAGACACCAUAAUGAUAUGAAGCAGAUACAGUGCCUACGAUGUCCCUUUAAAUAUAAAUAAAGAUAUAUAUCUAUUUAUUAUACACCAGGGCUUGACAAAUUUGUUUUGGAAUCUAGAAGCCAGCUAAAAAAGUUAGGAGCCAGUUUUUUGUUUUUUUUUUAUUAAGGGACACUGUAGUCACCAGAACCACUACAGAUUAAUGUAGUUGUUUUGGUGCCUUUUCAACGUAAACGCUGCCUUUUCAGAGGAAAGGUAGGGUUUACAUUGCUGCCUACUAAGACCUCUAGUGACAGUCAUUCAGACGGCCACUAGAGAGUCUUGUCAGUGCUCUGCAUGGAGGCGCUGAAUGUUACCCAUAGAGAACAUGUGUAAUAUCCUCAUUAAGAUCUCAGCUGUGGAGGCGGGACAAGCCACAGCGAAACCAGCACAGCGUGGGAAAAAAAGGUGAGUAAAAACACCAAUCCUGUGAUCGGAAGGGGGCAGGUACCUAAACACGCAAUCUCUGACACACACUCACACUCUCUUUCUCACACACUCUCUCGAACAGAUUUAUAUUUUUAAUUAUAAUCCACCCAGCCUCCAUACCUUUGGGAGAGCUGAGUGGACUUUCCCUGGGGUCCAGUGGGGCUCCCCUUCCUGUGUGCGAGGGAGCAGUAAUCUACCUGUGGCUCCUCUCUGUAGUGAUGCCAGGGCCUGAAUGACGUCAUAUUCCGGCUCCCGGCAUCACUAGACAGUGUGAGGAAGCAGAGAGGAGAUGCAGGAAGAUCACUGCUCCCUUGCGCGCUGCCACCUCCAUGAAGCCCAGGGUGGCCGACUACAACGCUCCCUGAGCCGUCUGCUUCCAUACCUCCCCCGGUGGACAGCUACAACGCUCCCUGAGCGGCUGCCUCUGUGCUCCCGCGGGCGGGCAGCCGGCCGGCUCCAUUGUUUGCCCUAACGAAUUGCCAUAAUGCAGGUAACACAUGCUCUUUUGUAACCAGUGAAGGGAAUAUAGAUUGACUAGGCACCUCUCUGAUCAAUUGUCGUUUGAGAUCCUUGGCUCAUAAACACUGCAGGUUCAUCCAUAGCAAUCAUGUUGGACAGAUUGUACUUAGAAAAGUCGAUGCGAUCAACAAAAGACUUGAAUGUAAGUGCACAUUUAAUAAUUUCAGUAUCUUCUAGCUUGAAAGUUGCUGUCGAUCUUCUUAACGACAGUUCGUGACGCUUAAGAAGUCAUCCAGCCAGUGUUGUGAUGCUCUGAAAUCUUCUAAGGCGAUUUAAACUGUGGUGCCAUUGCAAGGGCAAAUGCUUGAAUAUCAGCUAUCAGCCCUGUGCACAACCAAAGCCUUUGCUCUCCUGUCAUCAAUAAAUUCUCAGUCGAUCCCUUCCAGCUCAGGAAAUAAUGGUUGCCGCUCUGAUCCACACUUGCGCUUCUUGGCAUUUCCCUCGUCCACCUGUUGCUUUAGAAUAUCAUGCUCUGCUCGCCAUUUUCUGAUCAUUAGGACAUCCAACUUCAUCUCUUUGCACAAAGCCAUAAGAAUCUUGCCCUGGGAAUCCACCACGAUUCCUUUCUUGUACGCGAUGGAAUAGCUCUUUCUUUCCCCACUCAUUUUGUCUGUGUGUCAAAAUAUUACAGACUGCCGUUUUUACAACACUGUUGGUAAGUGAGGAUGCACUACUGUAGCAAGCAUGUGCCAGCAAGCAGGUCUAUGUUCAUGGAAAUUCACCGAAACAUAUACCAGUUCAAUAGUGCAUGGAAUCCUGCAAAUCUAUUCGGGCAAACUUUCCCGAACAUAAUUAGCUUACUCGCAAAUGGAAUCCAGCGAACUUAUGUUUGGGAAACUUCCCCGAACAUAAAUUAGCGAACGCCAUCUAGGGCUUAUUUUCAGGGUAGGGUUUAUAUUACGAGCAUCACCCGAAAAUAAGUUAUGGCUUAUUUUCGGGGGAUGUGUUAUUUUGGGGGCAAGACAAUAGAUAUGGUAUGUGUUAAACCAAAAGACAGUUGUGUUUAUCCCAAUUAAUAACUGUCAAAUUAUCCUACCACGUACACUUGAUUGCAAAACUUGACAUUUCAAGAUAAGCUUGAUUGUUCUGAAUAUUUGAUACUCCAUGUUUGUGUUAGUAUUUGUAGUUUACUUGCGCCAAUGGAUCAAUUUCUUUGCAAAUAUUAGGCACAAUUCAAUUUUUAUCAUUUGUUUAGUCCCACAGUUUGAGUUCCACGGCUUAGCAUUGUUACAGAACAUGCACAUUUCUUUAUCUAUAUUUUUACGGGGGAUACUGUAACUAAGGAAAUCUGUAAUGCCACAUAGAUGGCAUAACCUGUUUACUCCAAGAUCAAUCCAUUUGUAUGACAUUGGGAUGAGGUAGAAUAGGAAACUUUUUUUUCCAAAAAUCUUGGCCAACAAUUUUGCAGGAACUGAUGUUAAUGAGUUCAGACCAGGUGAACUUCCUAAGGAAUGUUUCCAACAACUAAUUGAUUCUUUACCUUACAAAUAUGUUCUUUACAAUGUUAUACAAUAUAUGCAUUACAAAAUGGCCUGUGAGUAUGCGUAUUAUUUUGUCUUGGAAUUGAUGUCUGUUUUGUAGAUGUAAGUAUUAAUCUACUGGCAAUUUUUGUCAGUGACAGAGUUUAUGAAAAUCAAUUUUUUGUUAAUUAUUUUUUUUUUUUUUUUUUUGAGACCAGUCUUGUUUUCCUAAUGGUUCAUUGUGAUGCAGUUACAUGCUUGAGGAAAUUCAAAAGGCAGUCUUAAUCUCUAUGUGUGUAUGGGUUCUUCUGGCCUGAGUCACGGAGCUGACCGUUUCUGUGUUUACACUGCAGAGUUUGUGCAUCAGUCUGUUUGAGGAUGUACUUUUUGAAGAAAAGGAAUCUGACAGCCAGUCUAUGCUGUAUUAUAGCAAGGCUCCCUGAGUGUAUACAAAGUUCCUUAACAUGAACUAGCAGACUUUGAUUAUGCAUUUUGCUAAGCUAAAGGGCUUGUCAGUGUGAGUGUGGUUAUCCUCCUGAGCUAGACAUGCUGUCAGUUUUUGUGAGAGUGUGCUGGGGAAUGGGAGGUAUUGAAUACAGUAUUGCAGGAUAGACUGUGAUAUAGGAACAAUACAGUGUUGCAGUAUAAGUGUGAGGGAUACGGUAUUAGUUUGGGGCUAGACUUGGGAGGACUGCGCACAGGACUGACUGCUGUGUAGGAUGAUAUGGGGUGAUAGACUGAGUGCAGUAUUUUUGUAAGAGGUAUUGAACACACUGCAUUCGGAGGCUUGAGCGGUGUUGGUUGGGGACAAGUGGAAUGAUGGGAGACAGCCUGCGAACAGUGGGGGGGAGACACUGACUGCUCUUAGUGGGAAAAUCUAAAUGCAUUGUAAUGCUAUAGGAGGAGAGACUGAACACAGUGUCAUGGCACAGGGUAGAGACUAGGGAUCGACCGAUAUUGAUUUUUUAAGAGCCGAUACCGAUAAUUUGUGCACGUUCAGGUCCAUAGACGCUAACUUCUGAUAAUGAUAUUCUGUACAUUUACCAUUUAAAAAAAAACAAAAACAAUUUCUACACAAAUCUACUGUUAACUGAACAUGUUUAUUAUUAUUAUUUUUUAUUUUUUUUUGCAAAUCUUUUUUUUAUUAAAGGGACACUAUAAUCACCCAUACCACUUGAGCUCAGUGAAGUGGUCUGGGUGCCAUGUCCCCCAGGUUUUAACCCUUCAGAUGUAAACAUAGCACGGUUAAUCUUCCUGACAGCCACUAGAGGCGCUUCUGUGACGCUGGACGCAAAAUUCGCAUCCAGUGUGCAGAACAUCCAUAGGAUGGGGGAGUAGAGGUCGUCAGCGCCGAGGGAGCCCUGGAUAAAGGUAAGUGGCUGAAGGGGUUUAAACCCCUUAAGCGCCAAGGGUGGGGGGUGGGGGGGUCCUAAGGAUGAUAUAGUGUCAGGAAAACGAGUUUGUUUUCCUGACACUAUAGUGAUCCUUUAAGAUAAAUGUACAAAAUAUACAUGCCUGUCAGAAUUUGUUUUCAAGAAUAUAUGUAUGUGAAGUGGAUGCAGUGUGUUUUUGUGUAGUGAAUGUAGUGUGUACCGUGAAUGCAGUGUGUGUGUGUGUGUAUAGUGAAUGCAGUGUGUGUGUGUAUAGUGAAUGCAGUGUGUGUGUGUAUAGUGAAUGCAGUGUGUGUGUGUAUAGUGAAUGCAGUGUGUGUGUGUAGUGUGUGCAUAGUGAAUGCAGUGUGUGUGUAGUGUGUGCAUAGUGAAUGCAGUGUGUGCAUAGUGAAUGCAGUGUGUGUGUGUGUAUAGUGAAUGCAGUGUGUGUAUAGUGAAUGCAGUGGGUGUGUGUGUGUGUGUGUAGGUAUGUUAUGUGUAAAAUGAGGAGGGAGGGCAUUUUAAUUGUUUUAACGUAAAAAUUAAUUUUUAAUUAUGUUUUAGUCCCCCAUCCCUGCUUCUUACCUGGCCAGGGUUAUGGCAUUCCCUGGUAGUCCGGUGGCAUGGACAGAAGGGGCCCAGCACACUCUUACCUUCCCAGCGGCUUUCUUCAGCUCCCUCGUCUAACUCUUUCGGCCUGUGUGCCACUCAGAGCGUUGCGAUGUUAACUCUGACGGCCGCGGGACUUGCAAGAGUUACACAGGGGAGCUGCUGGGAAGGUAAGUAAGUGUGUGCUGGGCCCCCUAGGACCCUGAUGGCGGCCCUGGUCUGCAUUAUCGGCAAUAUCGGUAUCUUUAUUGGCUGAUACCGAUAAUGCUUAAAAUACAGAAUAUCGGCCGAUAAUAUUGGCCAGACUGUUAAUCUGUCGAUCCCUAGUAGAGACUGAGUGAGUUGUCAUGGCAUGGGGAGACUCGUUGUUGUGUUGGAGGGAGAGACUGAGUUGCGUUGUGUGGGGAACCGAACUCUGCAUCGCAAUGUGUGGGGAACCGAACUCUGCCUCGCGGCGUGUGGGGAACCGAACUCUGCCUCGCGGCGUGUGGGGAACCGAACUCUGCCUCGCGGCGUGUGGGGAACCGAACUCUGCGUCGCACCGUGUGGGCAACCGAAGUCUGCGUCGCACCGUGUGGGCAACCGAAGUCUGCGUCGCACCGUGUGGGCAACCGAAGUCUGCGUCGCACCGUGUGGGCAACCGAAGUCUGCGUCGCACCGUGUGGGCAACCGAAGUCUGCGUCGCACCGUGUGGGCAACCGAAGUCUGCGUCGCACAAUGUGGGCAACCGAAGUCUGCGUCGCGCCAUGUGGGGAAUUGAAAGUAGUGAUGUGUUAUAUGGAGUGGUAUGGGGGAAACUGAACAUCGCGUCGUGGUAUAAAGGAGACUAAGCACAGUGUCAUGAUAUGAGGGAGACUGACGCACCGUCGAGGUAUGGAGAAGUGAGGGGGGCGAGUGAGAGCAGUGUCUUAGUAUGGAGGAGUGGGGGACUGAAAGCAGUGUCUUGGUAUGGUGGGGGGGAGAAUGAUAGCAGUGUCUUGGUAUGGAGGGGGAAGAUUUGCAGUGUCUUGGUAUGGAGCGAGGGAAACUGUAAACAGUGUCUUGGUAUGGGGGGAGACUGAAAGCAGUGUCUUGUCAUGGAGGGGGGAGACUGAAAGCAGUGUCUUGGCAUGGAGGGGGGAGACUGAAAGCAGUGUCUUGGCAUGGAGGGGGAGACUGAAAGCAGUGUCUUGGUAUGGAGGGGGAGACUGAAAGCAGUAUCUUGGUAUGGAGGGGGGAGACUGAAAGCAGUGCUUGGCAUGGAGUGGGGGAGACUGAAAGCAGUGUCUUGGCAUGGAGGGGAAACUGAAAGCGUGUCCUGGAAUGGAGGGGGAGACUGAAAGCAGUGUCUUGCAUGGAGUGGGGGGAGACUGAAAGCAGUGUCUUGGCAUGGAGGGGGGAGACUGAAAGCAGUGUCUUGGUAUGGAGGGGGGAAGAGACUGAAAGCAGUGCCUUGGUAUGGAAGGGACAGACUGAAAGUAGUGUCUUGGUAUGGAGGUUAGAAUGUACAAGGUGUCAAGGUUUGGGAGGGUGGAAUGAACCCAGUGUUUUGGGAGGAGGUGGUAAAUGGAGCACAAUGUUGUUGUAUAGGGGCAGGAUUGAUCGCAGUCCAGGGAGGGAGCGUGUUGUGUAGUACUGGAGGACAGCAGCUGGCAUGCAGCCUAGUCUCUCUGUGGCAGCAGUUGCUAUUAUGCAAAUACAGCUUAAGCUUCACAUUCCUCUAUUUUUUUCAUUUCCCCAACUCGCAGUGUACUCAAAACAAGCAGCUGAACGCGGCAGUCACAAUCUUUCCUCUUGCUUACAACAUGAAACAAGGUGCCACAUUUAUUUCCUUAAAUAACUGGCAUUGUGUAAGCAAACACUCCCGUACGCAGCCGUGCAAAUGCUGCUGCCAAUAGGGGAGUAAUACUACCGUUACUCGUUCCUCCCCUCUCUGCCAUUUUGUUUCUUCAGCUCAGCUAGCAGAGUUUGACAAUAUUAUUUAUUUUUAUUUUUUCUACCUCUCUUCUAUUAAUCAUCUCUCCGCAGUGGGAUUGUGAUAGCAGGUUAUUGUUCUCCUAAAAUCCAGCUGAAGGUAAUCCCUAAAAUGGAAUGUGUGAGCUAAUGACCUCACACUCCUCUCUGGGCUGUUUGUCAGAUGGCUUGCUUUACAGUUCAAAGCAUCUGCUCCUGCACAGACAGAAUUGCAUACAUCAUAACUACAUAAAACCCGGCUUAGUUUAGCGAAACACCACUAAUUUUAGGAUACUGAAAUGUCUGCGUAAGUAAUAUAUACUAAUGUUGAAAUCUGACACGCAUUCAUAUGUGUAUACUAAAAUUAAGGAAUUUCCUGUUUUUACUUUAACUGCAUUUCACAGCAUGUGUGUAUGUAUUGAGAGCAGUGGGGAGUUGCUACUAGAACAGAGGUGGCCAAAAAGCAGGUCCGCAGAUUUUGCAGAGCUGCAACUUCAAAGUUGCUUAAGGAUGCGAGAGCAUCCUGGAUGUUGUAGCUCUGCAACAACUUGGGAACAAUUUCCUUGCCACCCGUGCUGUAGAAAUACUUGAGAUAAGUGCUGGUUUCUGAUUGGCUUCUUGGUAUUUUUUUUUUCUUUUUAAUCCAAUCUAGAUCCUGCUACAAUUUCAAUCAAUAGUCAAUUAUCAGACUAUUAUCCUGUGUUUUGUGAAAUGCAAACAUCAAGGCAUCAUUGGCAGGUUCCUUGCAAUUUAAAAAUAUAUUUGAAAAAACUAAAUGUGCUAUUUUAUAUAAAAUUGUUCAAGCAUUGCGGUCUUAUAAAAAUUAUAAUCAUUACACACUGCACUUUAGCAGUAGGUCAGAAAUGAUUGAGGGAACUGCAGUAUCUAAAAACGCACACAUUUCAAAUCACUUCUAGACUGCUGUAAUUCCCUCUUUGUAGAUAUAUAUAGCAUAAACCUAGAAAAGAUUAUGCAAUCCGAGUUUCACCUACAUUUUCCAUUAUAUCUAAUUGCAAACAUAACAAAUAUGCACAAUUCUGCUAGUAUGUAUGACAUCAUUGACAUUCAUUUCUUAAUUUUUGUUUUAUUCUGGUCUUUUCAUAGGAACCAGCUUUCAAAGCGCACAAGAAGUCGGGAGAUGUUCCAAAUCUUGACUGUAAAAAAGUGGAGUGUGUACAUCUCCACCCAGAGGAAGGACAUCUUUCCAGCUCAAGGAAUUCUUCACCUUUGCACUCAGAAGUAACUGAUCAGACCAGGGCUGCAUCAUCUGGACUUAGUAGUAACAAAGACCAUGACUUAAAGGCCAGGUCCCUGGUAAAUGGGGCAAACUCACGUGUAACUGAGAAACUUGCUCAGCUUAUUGCAACCUGCCCUCCUUCCAAGUCUUCCAAAAACAGAGCCAAGAAGCAGGCCAGUGCAGCCCCUCAUGGUAUGGUCACCGAAGCCAAUGAAACACUUCCUUCUGCCUUAGAGCACUUGAAGUCCUCUUCCUCUUUAAGCAGUGGCUUCCCCGAGGACAAGGAAAAAGUUAAUUUGCCAGAGAAGAUGAGCAGUAAAGUGUCCGACAGGGGCAGUGUCCGACCAGCUAAAGAAAGCAUCCUAGAAAAGUUUUGUAUUAGAAAAGAGAUGCCCAGUACAGAAAAGGAUGUUCUCGGUGACCGAACCUCCAUCCCACAGGAGACACCUUUGCUUGGGGAAAAGGGCAUUCCUGACCCAAGUGUACAGGAAAAACUAUGUCCUGUAUAUUGCACUUCAUUGGACUUUAGGAUGGGUGUGGCAUCUGAUGCUUCAACCGCAGUGUCUCCUUUCAGUGCAGUUGGUGAAGGAAACCUGCCUUCGCCAGCACCAGCAACUUGCCUGGCAUCCUCUGGCAGAAGCCCAAAUGUGAAUAGCCCUAACUCUCCUGAUUCCUUGCACUUAAGUCCUGUCUCCAAUCAUGUGGAAUGUAUUAAUGAACCUAGUGACAAGAGCCAGUUUUCUUCGGAGAAUCUAGCAAUUAAGCCUGGCCACAAAGCCUCUCAUCACAGUUCAGACUUUUUACAGAACGAUAAGAGUUGUAAAGAAUUGAAAAUUGCCCGCAGUGAUAAAGCAAGGACUCUCUUUCCUUCCAGGCUUCAUGUAACGGAAAAAAAGCCCACGCAGCGGGUUGAGCCAGGUAGCCACAAGUCAGACCCCUCAAUUGUCAGCUUUGCAAGCCUCCUAAGGAAAAAGCAGCUCCUUAAGAUAGGCAACAUAACAGACAAGCCGUUUCACAAUGUGCAAAAUGUUAAUACAAACCUUCAGAUAAAACACUUCAAAAGAAGGAAGGGUAAGAAACCAAGGUGGACAAAAGUGAUAAACAAAUCAACAAAAGAGACAGAGGAGCGAAGUGUUGUAAAAUCCUACACAAACCAUAAACCUGAACAAUACCUAUCCCAUGUUACAGAAACCGCACUUUCUAAACCAGGCAUCUUCAACACAAGAGAAUCAUCUUCAGUGUUAAAUGUAACUCACAAACAAGCACAGAGACUCUAUGACACCCAUCAGACCUAUACAACAGUUUGUGGCCCUAGAGACCCUGUUGUUGGUCAUAAACCCAACAGAGGGAAGUCUGGUAAUAAGAACAUGCCACAUCUGGAUGGGCCACCCAAAAGAGCUCUAAAAAUCCCAGCUUCUAAAGUUCUGUCCUCCCAAUCAAAAGAAGAUCAGGGGCCUCCAGUCCUUCAGCCAGAAGUGGAAAUUCCCUCUUUGAAACCAAAUGCCUCAACCCAAAUCUUUCCUAGAAAGCGAGGACGGCCGCGGAGGGAAGCUGCCCCACCACUAAUGAAGGCUCCGCCUGUUCUUUCAGUUGCACCUUUUGUUGAUGCUGAUACAGCACACAUAAUGGAUGCUGAAAGUGACAGACCACGAAGUGGUGAUCUAUCAAAAAGCAGAGACCUUCCUCAUUAUAGAGAGGAACCUCACAAGUUCAAUGAAAUUUGCUCAGAACCAGACAGAAAAUCCACCAAGAAAAACAACGGACAAAUUAUGAAAACUAUUAUUAGGAAGAUAAAUAAAAUGAAGACCAUAAAGCGGAAGAAACUGCUAACUCAGAUCUUAUCCAGUGCUGUAGAACAAACAAACAAAGGGAAAGUUCAGUCAAAGCUUCAAGGUACAGCCUCCACCCUUGCAGCUACUUUUAGUACCAAGUUAGGUCAACAAAUAAACGUGAGUAAGAAAGGAACUAUAUACAUUGGAAAGAGAAGAGGCCGGAAACCUAAAGCAGCAUCUGAUUGCAUAAUUAGAAAAAGUUCAUUGAGUGUCACUACAGGCCAGCAAACAGUAAGUCAAGUCACACCAAGUGUAAUAUCUCCAGGGGCAUCCAAUUCAGAGAUUCUGCCUUCCCCUAUUGGUUCUCACUUGUCUGGAACCAGUGGUGCCCAAAGCCCUGUUGGCAGCGAUGCCAGCUUUGUAGAACCAAGCUUGGUGCCAUACUUACACAUGCAUUCCAGACAAGGAAGUUUCCUUCAGACCCUUGCUAUGAGGAAAGCAUCUAAGGACACCAGACAGUUAUCUCCCCCAGCUUUGCUUCCGAAUUCUCCCUCUCACUUAAGUGAAUUGGCAUCACUGAAGGAAGCCACCCCUUCACCUAUUAGUGAAUCACACAGUGAUGAGACUAUCCCAAGUGACAGCGGUAUUGGAACCGAUAACAACAGUACGUCAGACCGUGCCGAAAAGUUUUGUGGCCAGAAAAGGCGGAGGCACUCCUUUGAGCACAUCUCUCUACUGGCUCCAGAAACCUCAACAGUCUUGAGCAGCCUUAAGGAAAAACACAAGCACAAAUGCAAGCACAGGAUUCAUGAUUUCCUUACUUUCGACAAAAUUAAGAGACAAAAGAGAAAACGUAAAAAGAAGUAUCCUCAGUUGCGGAGCCGUCAGGAUCCGGAUUUUCUGGCUGAACUCGAGGAACUUAUAAAUCGUUUGAGUGAAAUCAGAAUAACCCAUCGCAGUCACCAUUACAUCCCGCGGGACUUGCUGCCAACCAUAUUCCGCUUGAACUUCAAUAGUUUUUACAGUCAUCCAGCCUUCCCUUUGGAUCCUUUGCACUACAUCCGGAAACCAGAUUUAAAGAAGAAGAGGGGCAGACCCCCAAAAAUGAGGGAAACAAUGUCAGAAAUGCCUUUUAUGCACAGCCUAGGAUUCCCUCUUUCUGGUACCGGCUUUUAUCCCUCAUAUGGCAUGCCUUACUCUCCCUCGCCUCUCACCGCUGCACCAAUUGGCUUAAGUUAUUAUGGAAGAUAUGCUCCUACCAUUUACCCUCCUCCUCCUUCCCCUUCCUUUACUACCCCGCUGCCACCUCCUUCUUACAUGCAUACAGGUCAUUUGCUCCUGAAUCCUGCAAAGUAUCAUAAGAAAAAACAUAAGCUGCUUCGCCCAGAAGCUUUCCUCACCACCAGCAGGACUCCUCUGCUUUCUGUGAGCACCUAUCCCAGUGUACCUCCAGAAAUGGCGUAUGGCUGGAUGGUGGAGCACAAGCACCGCCACCGGCACAAACACCGCGAGCACCGGUCGUCUGAGCAGACACAGCUCACUAUGGAUCAUCUUUCUGGGGUCGGUCCUUCAAGGACUGUUUUGGAAUCUUUAAAGCGUUACAAAUUUGGGAAGGAUACAAUGAGUGAUCGGUACAAACACAAAGAGAAGCAUCAUUGCCACUUGUCUUGCUCCCACCUAUCCCCUGCUAAAGGAUUAUUAAACAGAGAUGAACAGUGGUCAAGGAGAGAUCAGUCAGAAUCCAGCUCACUGACUCCGUUGCAGAUAGACUGCUCUGACAGCUCCCCAGGCCUUUCACUGGGUGGCUUUACUCCUUGCUCCGAGGCAGCAAGCAGUGACGAACAUACAAACCUUUUUACAAGUGCAAUAGGGAGCUGCCGGGUCAGCAGUUCCCCACAUACCGGCAUGGGACGUAAACUGGUAAACGACAGCCCAAGCUUCUUUACAGACAGCUCCUUAAAUCGGUCCUUGAGGAAGGAGCAACUGCCUCAAAGUGAAAGACCCCGCCAGGGCCUGUCAGGUAGGGCACCCUCUGUGUACCAUUGCCUCAUUUCUAUUCAUGAUGUGUACAAGCUAACAUCUCCAGGACCCUGUCUUGGCAGUUUUUUUUUUUUUUACUUGGCACUUAUUUUAUAUCUUCCUGUCUAAGCUAUGGUUCGAAAAUAGGUGCUGCUCAAAAUGGAACCAAAAUAAAAAGCCCAAUGCCCCGACCUUUAUUAGUUUAGCUGCAGUAAUCUAAGAUUCAUACACAUGUAUCAGAAGAACAUUAUACGCCUUAUCCACUGCAAAGGAAGUGAGCAAUUUGAUCCAACCCCUGUGGCACACAUAGUGUUUAUUGCACCAUAGGGGGUCAACUAUAUAUUAUAAUUAUUGAUUAACCUAAUUCACUCAGUAAAAUUAGAAUUUCACUGGCACACAUUUUCAGGACAAUAAAGAUGUAAAUUAACAUGUUAAAGGUUUGUUUAAAAAAAAAUAUAUAUAUAUAUAAUAAAGCAGAAAUGCAAUAAAUUGUGUUCUAUUAUGUAACACAUCUGGAAUAAUAACUAGAUUUAUACUGUGGGAUAUGUUUAUAUUUAUGGGCUAGCUGAUUAAGAACUUGCUUGCCCCAGUACAGGAGUCAGAGGCCAAGAGCUCUGGUAUGUUGGUACCAGAGCACUCUUAACUCUUUUAUGACACACAAACUUGGUUGUUAUAAUGUGAAGUCCAUUUCUGCCCAAGCCUUGAAGAAUCAGAGGGAGUGUAAGAGUCCUAGUGUUUGUCAUAACUCUAAAAUAAUUAAACCUAAAUUGGGUGGGUGUCUCUUUUAAGGAAGUAGUAUCAGACUAGUGGUAGAUGAAGCUCGCAAGGGAAAGGAUGUACAGUUUUCAGGUUUUUAUUUUCUGUAAUCAUAUUGUUUAACAAGUCAUUUGCAAUGUACCGAAAGAUGCCUUCCGGUUCCCAUGGAUACCCGCUGUUAAAAGGAUAUGUGUAAUAGUGGAAAUAUAUGUAAUCUCGCCCUCACCGACCUCUAUUACAGAUACGUGCUCUAGUUGUUUUGGUUUGUGGGGGAUUGCAGGGGGCAUUCUUGUAGCCCAAUUAAUCACAUGCUAAAAGGCCAGAUUUCUCUGCAAACUUUACAUUUCUAGUUAUAAAUAUCACAACUGCAGAGAGAGGCCUUUUUGAUUUGUGUGAUAACUCUCAUCAGAUCACAGUUUACAAUGUUUCUAUUUUAGUUAUCUUCUUAGUUGACCAGUGAGUCUGCAUUCCACAUUUAAUCCUGUCGGAUAACCUCAAUUUGCAUGUUCCUUCCACUGAAAUAUUCUGCCUAGAGAGAUUGGAAAAAAACAGGUAAAGCUGUGUGUCUCUAGAAAGGAUGUUGGCUUAUACAGGAUGAUUAUUAAAGAUGUGGAGUUAUAGAGUUACUCUUAGCACCUUGACCGCUUUUGCUAUCCAUAACUCCAUAACUCGGUAACUCCAUCUCCAGCAUUGUUGGGAUGUCAUCAGCUAUCCCAAAACUUAAGUUCCAAAGUUCCAUGCACAGAAUGCCAUUCAUUGUCAGCUGGUGCUCUCAGCCAAUGAAUGGCAUCGGCAGCUCUGCAGAAGCCGGAUAUAAAUCACUAAAGUAGCAGUGAGCCUUUGAUCCCGGGCGGACCUUAGUAAAAGCACACACCACUAGUAAUGGGACAAACUGUUGUACAAUUAAUAUGGCCAGGGUAUUUCUAUGUAAUAUUCUGUGGGCCAUGUGCUUCCCCCCAUUAACUCUGCAGGUAGAAACAAUGACCUUCUGCAUAAAUGCUUCACUCAACCAUUGGAGUAAAAUCUGCUCUUUCAAUCAGAUAGUCUGAUAGAGACCAUAUAAUUGGUACAGCAUGGCAUCAUUGAUCUCAGCCAACGAGGGAUGCUGUGUAGCAAUGUGGAGACCAAUGCCGUCAGGGAGAAAAGGAAAACUACCUGUUUAACUGUCUACAGCUAGGGCCCAGGGACAUAGAUGACAACCAUGGCACAAUAGCAUUGGGGAUACGCAUUUGUAUUCCUAAUGUUAUAAUGUUUCUUUAAUGCAGAAUUUAGACUAGAGGAAGCCACAGAUUUAGAGGGUUUUCAUUUUUGUUCCAGUUUGGCUAUUUUUGUCCAAAAUGUUACAUUUCCAUGCCAAAUUCCUAUGUAAUAAAUAAAUCCUGUGGAGUUCGCUGUCUGCAUUGAGACGUUAUGUUAAGCUGGCAAAUGAGUCAACACAUGGAGCCUUUUGUUUGCCAAGAGUUAAUAUUGGUAGAUUCAGGAUAGAUAUGCAGUCUGCUGUCUUUGGAAAUGUGCUAAUACAGUUAUGUUAUGUUUGUUAAUAUAUGCUCACACAGGAAGAUUAACAAUAUUGAGUCUCCUGUCUGUCAAGAGAGAUUAUGUUGGUUACUACAGGAAGAAUGGUAAGUAGGGGGAGUUUGUUUGACUAGUUAUGUCAGUCGAUAUUAGAAUAGUAAACUUCAUUUAUGUUGUGGUUUGGUUUUUUGCUAAUACAACAACAGAAACAAAAACUGUAUGGAAAGAAUAGUAAAGAUACGGAGCCUGCUGUCUGUUUAGAGAAGUUAUGUGGCCUGGUAGAGGAAGAUGGUAACAGAUAACACCUUUUAUCUCACUAGGUUAGCUAGUGCAGGAAGUCUAGAAAGAGUUGGGGUUCUCGGAAUGCCUAGAAAGCUAUGUUUUCCUCUGCAAUAUCUUUGCCGGUUCUCAUACAGUUUGUGCAUGAACUGCAUUAGCACACAGUACUACGUCACCAAAUAAUUGGUCUUGGUUACAAAAUGUCGGCUAAAGUUGCAGACCAUGAUUAAUAAAUUAUUUCUUUUGUAUUUCCAUAUUUGUUACCUAAAUGUUGCAUUUAGAUUUUCAAUUCACUGAAAAAAAGAGAGCAACAGAAGGACAAAAUGCUCAUGGUUUAGAUAUAUUGGUGUCAAAUACUUAGAUUCAAGCUCUAGUGUUUCUGAGUACCGUAACUUGCAGCACAAUCCUGAACCUAAUUACACACUUAUAAUUGGACAUUGAAUCAAUUCUUUGCUAUGGGGGAUUUCAACAUGUUGGAGGACGCCUUCCUGAAAGUCCAGGUCGGCAGCCACUAGAGGCAGUCAUUUUACAUUGCAAUUUCUCUGAAACUGCAUUGUUUUACAUUGCAGGGUUAAAGGACCACUAUAGUGCCAGGAAAGCAUACUCGUUUUCCUGGCACUAUAGUGCCCUGAGGGUGCCCCCACCCUCAGGGUCCCCCUCCUGUCCAGCUCUGGAAGGGGGAAAGGGGUUAAAUCUUACCUUUUUCCAGCGCUGGGCGGGGAGCUCUCCUCCUCCGAUCCUCCUCCUCUCCUCCCCGUCGGCUGAAUGCGCACGCAUUCAGCCGGUCGCAUAGGAAAGCAUUAUCAAUGCUUUCCUAUGGACGUUUGCGUGCUCUCACUGUGAUUUUCACAGUGAGAAGCACGCAAGCGCCUCUAGCGGCUGUCAAUGAGACAGCCGCUAGAGGAUUUGGGGGAAGGCUUAACCCAUUCAUAAACAUAGCAGUUUCUCUGAAACUGCUAUGUUUAUAAAAGAAUGGGUUAACACUAGAAGGACCUGGCACCCAGACCACUUCAUUAAGCUGAAGUGGUCUGGGUGCCUAGAGUGGUCCUUUAAGGGGACAAAGACAUUGCACCCACGCCACUUCAAUGAGAUAAAGUGGUCUGGGUGCCUAUAGAGUCCCUUUUAAGGGGUUAAUUGUAAAAUUAGUUUAGUGACAAUAUGCAAUAUAUGUUAGACAUCUGUCGGUUGGUCAGUGGUUUUAACUGUUAAUUCAUUUCUCUAAUUGAGAGAAAUAGCAGGUCUAAAAUUGGCUGAGAGGUGUUAGCCACUUUUCCUGAUCCCUAGUGAAAUUGCAGAUUUUAAAGGAUAUGGUUAUAAUGCCAGAUAUCUCUAAAGCAGAGUUAACAAUAGCCUUUCCAGCUGUAUUUAAAUGUUGUCCAUUGGCUGAGAAUGUCAACAAAUUAGUUCAACCAAUGAAUUCUGUGCAAAGAAGGGCAAAACUGAUUCUAAAGUGUUAGAGGAACUACUGUUUAUGAAGAAAAUAGAGUUCUAACUGUGUGCAUCCAGAGCACCAUACCAGUUGUCAAACUGUUAGAAAAAAUAGUUUGAAUCCUUAUUGUGUAACUGCACAAGAAAAUUCCUGGUACCAUAACUACAGCAUGCUGUAAUGGUUAUGGUUGUCUCUUAAACGUAAAUUUUUAAAAAAAAUUUUUUUACCUGCAUCUAUUUUAACGCAUUUUGUCCAUAAUGUUUUGCAGUACUGUAGUAACUGCUGCAAAUGAAUCAUAUUUUUCAGAAUAAAUUAAUCAUCCUAUUUGAUGUUAUUACAAUAGUACAUAGUGGUGUCUGAAUUCUAGGGCCAAACCGUAUUAAUUAAAAUGUAAUUUCUCUCGGGUUGUAUAUAUUGUCUUGCAUAAAAAAAUGGUGUCUGCUCUCGCCAAGGAUCCUGGCAUAACCUGUGUGGCUCUCUUACGUUAAAAGAUAACUACAGAUUUAGCAAAGAAAACGAGACCAAAAUCCCAGCUUCUCAUAUCCGAGAGAUCUUGUUUUUGACUUAAAAAAAAACAAGAACAAAAAAUAACCUAAAUUAAAGGUGCGGGUCUCAAUUUCUCAGGCAGGUUUGCAGAGCUACAAAACCAAGCCGGCCCCUAGCGAGACAUUUGCACUGCUCCAGAUGUGAUGACAUAAUGCGUUUGGCAUGUGGCUCCAUUUUCCCUCCGUACGCCAGUUUAGUCCAGCUAGAGGUAACUGUGACUUUGCAGAAGGAAAACACGUCAGGUUAAUGCAGAGAACUAUUAAUAGUUAGAUUGUAAAAGCAUCCUUAUUAUGCAGACACAGACUGUGAAACCUCAACGUUGAAAUAGUGACCUUGAAAGCACAUCACACAGUCCUAAUCAGAGGGACAUUUAGCAAUGAGUUCUCCUGGGACUCACUUUCCAAUUAGACUUAUCAUUCAUAAUGUGCAGCUGGUAUUGUAACCGAGUAAACUUGCAGAAGCCAGACACAGAGAGAUGGAUGCAGGUUUUUAGGAAGUAAGAGGUCUUUAUUAACAUACCGAUCGGGUCUCAGAUGAACGAACGUUCCAAAACAGGUCUGAGGGCCGAACACAUGGAGUACAUGCUUUUUAUAGAACUAUAACUCCUCCCAUUAAUAGCUCCACCCGCACAUACCCAUAACCAAUCAGUGGACAGGAUUUGGAUUUCCUUAUAUGGGCAGACCACAUGGCUUAUCCGAAACAAAGGAGAAAGGAGUGUGAUUUCAGUUCCUGCAUUCCUGCACAUGCUCAGUACAUUGAUGACAGUAUAAAACAUACACAUAUGCCACGUGGAAAUCUCGGCCUACUAAAUUUACAUUUCACCGGAAUUCCAUCACAUUCCCCCCUUUGAUGCCUCUGAUACAAAAUUAUUCCAGAUGCAUUACCAAUCAUAGUUUACCAACACCUCUCAAGUAGCCAUAGACCAGAACAGACCUUGUAAGCAUCUUAGCAUCAUCACAAACUCCUUCAGCAUUCCUCAUCCUGAAUAUGUUCUCUUUGGGCUAGGGAUUCAUAUCUUUAGACAACCAUUACAUGAGCAACGGUCUUUCUUUCUAUAGUACUCUCUAUGAUACUACGUAUAGAUCUGACCACUAAUGGAAUUAGGCAGGGCAGAAAGAGACAUAAGAAUAUAAUGAAUACUACUCCUCCUACUAACGCCUUAAUCCCUCCAAGCUGCUCAUACCAACUUCCAAACCAACUACUAGGAUUAUACCCAUUCCAGACCUGAGUAGGUACAUGCGUCAGUUUAACCAUGUGGCUUGUUAGUUCAGCCACUGCCCGCCCUUCAUCAUCUAUGUACAAACAAAAGUUGCUGAGAUUAAACUUUCCGCAUGCACCUCCCUCUACUGCUAAUAGGUAGUCCGGAGCUAAUCUGUUUUGAUAGAUGGCUGAUCUCAUCUGAGUAUUUUGCUUAGCUAGAAGAUUAAGUGCUUGAGCUGUCUCAUUAGUGAUAAUCUCAACCACCGCCUGUAGUCUUAUAAUACGGUUGAGCAUAUAUAUUGGGGUUCUAUAUCCAUAGGUACCAUCUUCUGCCCAAGUAGCAGGUCCAUAAUAAUUAAUAAUGCGUUGGGGAGGCUACCCAUCAUCUUCCCAGCUACCUAUAUUCAAGGAUGCUCGCUUCUUUUUAUGAUUUACAUCAUAAACCUUAACUCCCAAGGUCUCUUCUGUCUCAAUUGGCAACAAGAAGGAGGAUGGUUUGAGCAUACUUAAUACACAUGCCCCUUCCCAAUCUUGUGGUAACUCUGAAUAUGUUUUUUUACCAAAGAUCCAAUAUAAAUUCGCUGGGGCUUUCCAAUUGGAUGUAGCAGAUAAGUCAAACCAUACCUCUUUUAAAUGGGUAAUUGGGAAACGGAUUAGUAGGCUGUGAGACAUUUGAAGCUGACCACCAAGUAGUAUUUUUAGUAUAGGCAUUAUAGGCUUUCUGUCCUAGACAUAUUAACUCGCCAACAGGUGUGGUAUACAAUGGCCCUUUCCUGGCUAAACAUACAUGACCUAUAAUAGAGGUUUUUAACCACCACUCUGAUUUACCUCUAGUACUUACUUGAUCAUCAGACUGAGAAAGUAUUUGUUGUUCAUCUGUCUCAGAACCAGGGUACCAUACUUCCUUUGCCUCCCAUGGCCACAUGGCCAGCUUCAGUCUUCAACCACUCCAUCUCUUGGGUUGUAUAUAUCGGAGUCCAUUGAGACAGAGGUGCCAGCACAAGGGCAGCAACAUACCCCACAUAUUCCUCUUGCCCGGAUUCAGCGGCAUGUUUUGCUGCACUAUCGGCCAUGCUUUUUCCUUUUACUACAUCACUAUCACAUUUCAGAUGUGCCCUGAAAUGUAUAAUACCAACUUCCUUCGGUUCCCAUUGCGCCUCUAAUAGUUGGAGUAUUUCUGCUGCAUACUUGAUUUCUUUCCCUUCAGAAUUCAACAAUCCCCUUUCUUUAUACAAUGCUCCAUGGGCAUGGGUGGUUAGAAAAGCGUAUUUCGAAUCUGUGUAAAAAUUCACUCUCAACCCUUCAGCUAAUUGCAAGGCCCUUGUUAAUGCAAUCAGUUCCACCUUCUGUGCUGAUGUCCCUUUCGACAGUGGCCGUGCUUCUAUCACCUUGUCUAUGGUUGUUACCGCAUGCCCUGCAUAACGUAUACCUUCUUUCACAUAACUACUACCAUCCGUAUAAUACUGUAUGUCCGGAUUCUGGAUGGGGAAAUCAUGAAGAUCAGGCCUGCUUGAAAACACUUCAUCCAUUAUCUCCAAACAAUCAUGUUGACAAUCAGUAGUCUGGGGCAGAAGGGUAGCUGGAUUCAAAUUAUUAACAGUUUUGAGGUGUACUCUUGGAUUUUCAGAUAACAUAGCUUGAUAUUUGGUCAUUCGACUGUUGCUAAACCAAUGAUUAUCUUUGUAAUCCAAUAGGGUCUGUACUGCAUGGGGUACUCGCACAUAGAGUUCCUGACCCAAUGUGAGCUUGUCCGUUUCUGCUACCAACAUGGCAGCGGCGGCCACUGCUCGCAGACAAUGUGGAAGACCACUGGCCACUGCAGCCAACUGUUUGGACAUAUAAGCUACAGGUCUUUCCCAUGAUCCCAAAUACUGAGUUAAUACUCCCACAGCCAUUCUUCUUUGCUCAUGUACGUACAGAUACAAAGGACGCGUGUGAUCUGGUAGACCUAGGGCUGGGGUACUCGUAAGUGCUUUCUUAACAUCCUCAAAUGCCUUCUGUUGUUCAGAGGUCUACGAAAAGGUGUCCUAUUCUGUGCCUUUCACAGCUUCAUAUAGAGGUUUUGCCAGUAUCGCAUAAUUAGGAAUCCAUAUCCUACAGAAUCCUGCUGCUCCUAAGAAUUCUCGCACUUGUCUUCUAUUCUUAGGUAUAGAUAUCCGACACACUGCUUCUUUUCUUUCAGGUCCCAUUAUUCUUUGACCUUCGGAAAUAUGGAAUCCUAAAUAUUGAACAGUUGACUGGCACAAUUGCGCUUCUUCCUUGAUACCUUGUAUCCUGCUCUCCAUAGAAUGUGAAGCAAAUCAUAAGUUGCAUGUUGGCAUAUCUCGUUAGUAACAGCCGCUAUCAAAAGAUCAUCCAUGUAUUGAAGCAAUACACAUUCUCCUGGGAUGGACUUGAAAUCUUGCAAAUCCUGGCUUAAUGCAGAUCCAAAUAGGGUAGGUGAAUUCUUGAACCCUUGAGGUAGUCUGGUCCAGGUCAUCUGACACUUUGAACCUGUAACAGCAUCUUCCCAUUGGAAAGCAAAGAUACACUGACUCUCAGCAGCAAUCCGAAGGCAAAAGAAAGCAUCCUUAAGGUCUAGAACUGUGAAGUAGGUUGCCCCACCUGGUAUCAAAGCAAGUGGAUUAUAAGGGUUGGGUACAACUGGGUUUAUAUUGACUACUGCAUCAUUAACCGCUCUCAAAUCUUGUACAGGACGAUAUUCAUCUGAUCCUGGUUUCUGAACAGGUAAUAAUGGAGUGUUCCAGGGGGAAGUACAGAAUUUUAGGAUGCCAUACCUUACGAACUUAUCCAAGUAGGUCUGUAUGUUUUUCUUAGCCUUUUGAGGUAUAUGAAACUGGUGUAGGCUCACAGGAUAGGCCCCAAGCUUUAGUUCAAUAUGUAUAGGUGGAAUAUUACAAGCAAGCCCAGGUGGAUUAUUCUCUGCCCAUACUCCUGGAAUGUCAAAUAAAGGUUCAUCAUUCUUAGGGUUUACACUUGUCAUUAUGGAGUAGAAGCGCCAUUCUUCUUCCCUUGGCACCGAUCCAGCCAUUAUGCCUGGUAAUCCAUUAAACCUCAGAGACGUUGAUAGAUUGGGUAGAAAAGUUAUCUGGGCUUGAAGCUUCGAUAAUAGAUCUCGUCCUAGAAGUUGAAUCGGACACUCUGGCAUAUAUAUGAACUGGUGCUUCACCAAAUGGCCUCCCAGAAUGCAAGUGCGACUUUUAAGAACCGGUCUAGCUGCGCUUCUCCCAGUAGCUCCUAUCACAGUUAUAGUUUUUCCUGAAGGCAGAGCCACCAGUUUAGUCACCACGGAAUGUUCAGCACCAGUGUCAAUCAUGAAAGAACUUCUUUCCCCCUAUUGCUACAUCGACCAUAGGCUCCGCUUGACCAAGGGGGAUGGAGCCCGGUCGGUAUCAAUAGUCUUCCAUGAUAGUGUCAGCCAGACCCACAAAAUCUCUAUCCUCUCUAUCUCUUGGUCUCUGAGUUGGUGGAUAAUAUCUAUCUCCUUGAAUACUCCCUCUACUAUUCCCACCGUUCCCUCCAAAACUUCCUCUUCCUCUAUAACUACCACUAUAACCUCCCCGUACUCUUCUCUCUCCUUGUCUAUUAUUUUCAUAAUGCUCUCUCUGUGGACACUCAUUCUUCCAAUGUCCUUCCUCUCUACAAUACGCACAUUGAUUCCUACUUAAAGGUCCCUUACUCAGCCUAUUCUCGACUCCUUUCCCUGUCUUUCUACACUUGUGAUAGCCACCGCUAGCAUAUCUGCCUUCUUCCUCAUUUUACGUUCUUCCUCCCGCUUUAUCUCAGUUUCCCUAUUCAUAUAUACUUUAUUUGCGAUCUCCAUUAGCUGUGAUAUGGACAUCCCUACAAAUCCCUCUAACUAUUUACACAAAGAUUUAGCCUGACCCAAACCACCUAUAUUAGACAGGCUGACUACAGAGCGUCUAAUUUCCAGAUAAGCACCUGCACUCCUUCCCUCCAGAGGGAGGGGGCAAUCCAAUAACCGGUUCCAAAUAUAAAACCCCUUGUGGGCCUACCGCUCUAACGGUAUCAGUCUUACCUCUUCGUUCCUGAACCUAGGCUCACACUCAUUGACAGGGAACCCCGGUACUUACUAUGUAAAGGCCGAUGAUCUCCCGGGCGAAGCAGCCCAAUGGCGCCGAGAUGAAGGGAUGUCCAUGCAGAAGUUCAGGGGUGCUGCCGUAGAGAACGUUGGUAAAAAGUUUACUGUCUCAAAUCUCUGCGCCAGCUUCCGUGUGAUGAGGUUCCCGGACCCAAUGCACCAAAGUUGUAACAGAGUAAACUUGCAGAAGCCAGACACAGAGAGAUUGAUGCAGGUUUUUAGUAAGUAAGAGGUCUUUAUUAACAUACUGAUCGGGUCUCAGAUGAACUAACGUUCCAAAACAGGUCUGAGGGCCGAACACAUGGAGUACAUGCUUUUUAUAGAACUAUAACUCCUCCCAUUAAUAGCUCCACCCACACAUACCCUUAACCAAUAAGUGGACAGGACUUGGAUUUCCUUAUAUGGGCAGACCACAUGGCUCAUCCUAAACAAAGGAGAAAGGAAUGUGAUUUCAGUUCCUGCAUUCCUGCCCAUGCUCAGUACAUUAAUGACAGUAUCUUAGCUACGUGUAACUAACUGAUACAACAUACACAUAUGCCACGUGGAAAUCUCAGCCUACUAAAUUUACAUUUCACCGAAAUUCCAUCACAGUAUAGUCUCCCCCCACCCCCUUGUCUACUUUGUCAUUUGGCAUUAUAAAAGGCCUGUUUUUAGUGCAACAACAUGGUGCUAUAAAAACCUGUUUCUAAAAAUAUUUUGAGGGCAGGUCUUAAAGGCCCUAUGUACACACCCUGAGAUUUAACCAAAUUAACAGCUGGUUGUUUAAUAGAUGAAUAGAGAUUACUAAUAGUUAAAAUAGGGACAGUACUGUUAUCUAUCCAUAUAGAUUUAUACCCUGCGAAAAUGGCAAUCUAGUUAGUGGCCCUGAAUGCUUGCAGUGCUAUUUCUGCCUAGAAAUAAUAAAAUCUGUGACCAACAUUUUUGAAAAGGCGUUACAUGUUGCUUUAUCCACCAGGUCUUAAAAUCUAGUGGAUCUUACCAUGGAAAUCUGGGAAAUGUGUUUGCGGUGGUCUGGUUUGCCUUGCUUUGAUGUUUUUCUUGCAGUGGAGUACAGGCCUUGCAGUAGCUGGUACCCAUGUGGGUUUGAGUUCUGCACACAGCAGUGGUCUAUACUGCAAACCACACGACGGAAACACACAGUGGGUGGAGCAAUAUAAAUAAAUAGUAUAUAUACUUGUAUACUCUCUAUCUUCGUAUGUUAACACCCUAAAAGAGGGAAAGAGAUAUAAUAGUGCCGAUAAACCAGAGUAAAACAGUGAAAUACACUCACAAGGAUAAAGCUAGUUUUUGCACUGGGCUCUAGUGUGUAAUACAUGGAUUCUUAGGGGAAUCCUGAUCCGUCCUCUAUAAGGUGGUUUUAGCGUGCAGAGAGUGCUAAAACGUAAAAAGUUCCAUAGCAUGUUACUGUAUAACCAAUGGUAAAAGGAAUUGCACUCAGUUGUACUGCAAAUCGAGUUGCCUAUCCUGCAGUGGAGUGGUUACUGAACUGUUGUAUAGCGACAUGUGCAAUACAUUGAUGCAAUUAAUAAUACAAUGCAUUGGAUCAUCCGGUAUUAGAACUAGUGCCAUACAGGGGUUUAUUCACCAUAGGAGCAUGAGCAGUGACCACCCCCUUCCCGUUGUGGGAAGGACGCUGUGCAGUGGUCCUACUUGUAGUGACAUUUCUUGAAGUAGACGCAGUGGCUUAUCCACUAGUUAAGUGUCAUGCAUAGCCUUAUCCUGCUGUGGAAUGCCUGCAGUACUGUCCAGUGGCGUGUACUGGACCAGUAUAGACUCUGCAUAUAAGGUCGGUAUCGGGCCAGUAUAGACUCUCCACAUUUGACUCCGUAUUGUACCAUGAUACACUCUCCUUAUAUAACUCAGUAUAUAUUUUUUUUACAUUGUAAGGCUUUAUAUACCAUUGGCAUUCGGUCAAUAUUGGGCUCUACAGCACGCCUCUGCAAUUUGUAAAGUAUAGUAAAAUAUUGCAAUACUAGUGCUGUAUAAACCUCCCAUAACCGCACAGACAUGCCAUUGUAAUCUUUGUAUUACACUAUUAAAUCUCUUUAUAGCAGCCUUGUACCAGCUGUUCAAUCUCAGUCCUGCACCACAAAUUCUUUCUAUAUUAGUUCUAUUAGUAGCAUGUAUAAUCUCUACAAUGCACCACAAACUCUUUCCAUCUUCUUCUACUAGCGGCAAGUUUAAUCUGGGUUAUACCAGCAAAUCAUUACAGUUUGCAAGUUUUACUAAUACAGAGGAAUUUACAGGUACAAUACUGAGAUUAAGCAGUCUGCAGAUCAGAUUAAAAUAGAUUUACCAGUACACCACAGACAUUGCUCAGAUUGCCUGUAAAUUGAAAAGAUUUACUGUUAUAAAACAGACUUUAUGCAGAUUGAUAGUAAGCCUAAUCUGGAAUAUAUAAUAUUAUGAUAUAUAUAUAUAUAUAUAUAUAUAUAUAUAUAUAUAUAUAUAUAUAUUACACUUGUAAAUCUGACCGUAUUUCACUAGCAGCCUGGGUAAGCUUCCAUCCCCAUUAUUAAAUACAUUAUAGCCAUUAUGCAAUAAAACUAAUUACAGAAAUGUAAAUAGAGACUUUAAAAGUAUCAGCUUUUGCUGCAUGCGGCAAGAUUUGUUUGGAGUUUAGUUACUUAGCUGUCACCAAACUAGGAAGUGAUUUAGCAAAUAACCAUAGCUUUCUGUCAAGAAUACACUUAUGUGUACUUGGUUUUUCACACACGACUAAUCCAUUCUGACUUUAUUUUGUUAAAUAAGUCAUGACACGGUGUAAUUUUUAUUAUUUUUUAUAAAGUGCCAACAAAUUCCGCAGCGCUGUACAAUGGGUGGACUAACACACGUAUUUGUAACAAGACGAGUUGGACACACAGGAACAGAGGGGCUGAGGGCCCUGCUCAAUGAGUUUACAUGCUAGAGUGAGUGGGGUAUAGUGACACAAAAGUAGGUUGAUGGGAUAUGUCAUGACAUAUGUAAUAUGUCAUGUGUUGUUCAUGUGAAGUUGUAUUUAUCUAAUUAAGACCUGAUAACGGACAGAUGAUUGCAAUUAUGUCCUGAUAUGUAAAACCAUAGAAUUCAAAGUGUGUGUACUUUCUUUUUCGUGUGACGGUUUUAUCCUUUAUAUAGUAUAGUACCAACAUAUUCAGCAUUGGUUUACAGUUAUACAGUGCGGACAUAUAACACCAGUACUCCUGAUGUUGUAAACUACAUCUCCCCUAAUGCUUUGCCGGCUUUAUAACUACAAGCGCAUUAGGAGAGAUGUAGUCUACAACAUCUGGAGUGCCAAAGGUUGCCUACUCUUGCCUUAAACCAGGGUGUCACAGACAGAAUUAAUUGCUAUCCACGACAAAGGAAAAGGUGUCAGCAUGAAUGUGUUAAUAGCACCAGGCCUCGGGUUACCUUAUCAUUAAUAUCUUCCAGGGCACAAAGCAAUCCGCCGCCACCACCAAUAUGUAAUAUUGGUGUCUAUGGUUACCCCAUACUUUUACAAAAACGUAACAGAGGAUAUAUGAACCAUGUGAGCCAGUGUCCAGGUUUCUAAUAUCAGUCUGUCAAAGCACAGGUCUCUGCCAGUUUGGUAACUUUACAUGUUCUACAGAGACUGCAAUGUGCGUGUUACGUAUAUGAAUUAAUGACGUUAUUGUUUAUUAUAAACUUCCGGUUCUGUAUACACUAAACAUGACAGCUUAUAACAUCCCGCCAGGUUUUAGGUCAUUACCUCCUGUAGUGUAAUUACAACUUGAGCUGUACUGGGUUCAUUGGAUAGUGCCUGAGCCCAUGAACACAGCCAAUAAUUAGGAGCAAGAAAAAUGUAAGUGACGUGUACUCUCAUCCUUAAACAUUGCUUGCUACUCUCAUACACAGUCACUUGCACAUGCUGCGCAUACGCAGCUGUACCUAUUCAUAUACAUACAAUCACACACUUGUGCUUACAUCUGUCAGAAUAUAGACAGCUUUAUGAAUCCCUGCUUCCCAGGACAAUGUGACGUCGUUCUACUUCCCGGUGAUGUGAGCCAGGACUCUGUGUAGGAGUACAUGGGGAACCCUGAAGCUGUUUUUGCCAACAGAGCGCAUAGAAAGUCUGCUUCUUUGCUGCGUAUGGAGGCCAGUCAUGAGAGCUUGUUUGAUUUUCCCCAAUGCCUGUCAGGGAGGCGAAUUCUCAGUCCCUGUUCCCAUAUCUGUGUCGUCAUGGCAACCUAGUCAUUGGAAUUACGGAAACCUGUAAUGAGAAUUUUCAUUUUCAACCUCAGUUUGCUUCAUUCGUAAUAGUUCUGCACAGUAAUGAAAACCGCAAGCAGAUUAAUUUGCUGUUUUUGUAGAUUAAGUAUAUUUAGACUAUAGUUCAACGUUGAAAAGUGAUAGUUGGACAGCUACUCCCAUAAAACACUGCACAUACCUACCAACAGUCCCUUUCCCUGGAUUUCUUGCUUUUGGGGACACAAAAAAAAAACCCCAAAAAAAACAAACGUCCACAAUAAAUGCAGGGCAAGUACAUCAUUAGCGGCACUCCCAUUGUGCAAAGUGUACUCAGGGCAAAGGAAACGCUUCAACAGCAAUAUGUAAGUGGGGUUGGUCAGAGAGAUUUCUUGUCAGCCUGGCUUGUAUGCAUGCUUGCAAACAUGGCAGCAUAAUCCAGGAACAGAUAAUGCCAUGAGCAGCUGUAUGAUUGGGCCAAAUAAGCACACCCUGCAGGUUGGUAUAGAAAGGGAUUAAAGGACCACUAUAGGCACCCAGACCACUUCAGCUCAAUGAAGUGGUUUGUGUGCCAGGUCCCCGUAGUUGUAACCCUGCAGCUGUAAACCUAUUUUUACACUGCAGGGUUAAUCCAGCCUCUAGUGGCUGUCUCCCUGAUGGCCACUAGAGGCCUCUUCCGCGAUUCUCGGUGUGAAAAUCGCAUUGAACUCACGCAGCAUGAGUUCAGAUCUCCAUAGGAAUGCACUCAGUAAUGCUUUUCUAUGGGUGGUUUGAAUGCACGUGCGGCUCUGGCUGCGCAUGCGCAUUCAGCUCCACUUGGGAGCUGACGUCGGCAGGAGGAGGAUAGGUCACCAGCGCGGAGGGAGCCCAACGCUGGGUUAAGGUAAGCGGGAGGGAGGGGACCUGAUAACACUAUAGUGCCAGGAAAACGAAAUUGUUUUCAUGGCACUAUAAUGCCCCUUUAAGCUGUAGGGGCUCUGGUGACUAUAGUGUCUCUUUAAGAAUUGUAUUAAAAAAAAAAAAUAAUUUAUUUAUAUUUAUAUAUAUAUACACACACACACACACACACCAACCAACCAACCAACCAACCAGGCACUCUACCCAUAAAUUGUGUAAUAAUGAUUACAAAAAACACCAGUGUGCUUCUCUGUGUGUAUGUAUAUGUGUGUGUAUGUGUAUAUAUAUAUUUAUAUAUAUAUUUAUAUAUAUGAAAAUGAGAGCACUCACUGGAUUUAACGCAAAUAAUUUGUAUUUAAAUAGUGAACAUACCAAUCAACGUUUCGACCGUCCUGCGAUUAUUUCUCCAUGUGAAAAAAUAGGCAUUUAAUCCAACUGGUCAACGUUUCAGUUCACAACUGUGAACUUUCCUCAGAACACCGUGUCUUUUUAUAGAAUAUAUAUAUAUUAUGAUCCUUGUUUGCAGAUAGCAUGGUCCUCUAGGGUAAACAACAGGCACAGUCCUUUUAUUUUCAUAUAAUCCAGGCACUUUAUUUGUAAGUCCACACAGCAGCAAAUGAAAACAUAAAUAUAACACAAAUCCCUAUAAACAAAAAGCCUAGCUCGCCUGAGCACUUACUAACAUUAGGUUCCCUAUCUCUCAGAGGUUAAACUAGAACAAAACAAUAUUGGUUUCACCAACCUAGUGUCUUUGUCAGCUCUCUGCACUCCAGUGCUUAGUCAGCCUGUUGCUUUCCUUUCUACACUCCCAGUGCUCCAAGCCAGCCUUGACUGCUUCCUUCUGCGCUCCCAGUGCUCAGUCUCCUUCACUCUCUCACUGGAGAGAACAGCCUCUCUCCUACCUGCUUCCAGGGAGGAAGCUAGCAAUCCCCCUUUACCUGCCUAGCAGGGAGGGGUUUAUUCCCACUGCUACAGCUCAUUAUCUGCAGUUGAGCAGUGGGUUGGAGACAGUUCCAAAAAACUCUGGCCUGGACCUUAUUUCUCCCAGUUGUGUAUAAACUGAGGAGUGGAGCAUUGGUCCACCCUGCUCUCCAAUUGCGCCACCCCAGGGGCCCAUAACUAAACAUAGCUUUGUGUUGUACACCACACAUACAACACAUACUUCCCCUGGGGUCAAAUGUUAAAGGCCUCUCUGCCUUCACUUUAUCACAAUAUAUACACACACACACAUAAAAUUUGUUGGUGUUUUGCACUCCUGCUUUCCUCUUGGUUAAAUGCCUGGUGCUCAGCUGCACAGCUGCUCAUUUGAUGUCCUGAUGAAAGUUUGCUGAUGUAAACUGAAACGUUGGCAAGUUCUAUGGAUUAAAACCCUUUUCGUUUUUUUUUUUUACAAGUCCUUGAGUGCUGGCUUCAUUUGGCAGAUUAUAUAUAUAUUGUGUGUUUGCCUGUUUUUUUUUUUUUUUUUGGCCUUAUGAGUGUAUUCGACCAGUAAAUCUUUCAUGUUCAAAUACUUAUCCGCUUGUUUAAUCUCUGUUGCUUCUGUAAAUGUUGUCAUAUUAGUCUUACUAGCAGCUUGGUUUAAAGGACCACUAUAGUGCCAGGAAAACAUACUUGCUUUCCUGGCAUUAUAGCCCGCCGGGCUCUAGGGAGUGGAAGGGGUUAAAUUUACUUUUUUUUUUUUUUCUCCUCCUUGUCAUCGGCUGAAUGCCCAUGCGCGGCAUGAGCCGCGCGCGCAUUCAGCCAGUCCAUAGGAAAGCAUUCUCAAUGCUUUCCAAUGGACGCUGGUGUCUUCUCACUGUGAAAAUCACAGUGAGAAGCGCGGAAGCGCCUCUAGCGGCUGGAUUAUCCCUAUUAUAAACAUAGCAGUUUCUCUGAAACUGCUAUGUUUAUAGAAGAAAUGGUUAAUCCUAGCUGGACCUGGCACCCAGACCACUUCAUUAAUCUGAAGUGGUCUGGGUGCCUAUACUGGUCCUUUAACCUUUGUAUUGCACCUGUAAAUCUCUUUAAAUUGUUCUCUCCAGCCUAGUUUAAUCGCUUGGUAUGAAACAGCAUUGCCACAUUACAAACAGGAUUUCUGUACAGUGCAGACCUAAGUAGGCCCACAGAAAGAAACUUCACGAUAGAUUUUUUUUCAAUUUUAUUUUUUUAAGCUGUCGGUCAGUGUAACAGAUUUCCCCUUUAAAUUUUUGGGGGAUAGCAUUAUGAAUAUGCUAUGGUUAGAAUAGUGAUAGUAAGUAUAAAUGGCAAAUACCCCCACGCGUGCACAUUUUGUUGAUUGUUCUGCUCUUGGCCCAGUAACUCUUGAACAUAGAAGAAAGACUGUAGUCCAUUAUUGGGAACAUUCGUUGUACCAUAAGCACUGUAGUGAUUUAGAGGGCUUAGAGUCUAGUUAGUGCUAUUUAUUUGUCAAACUACUUUGAGCUUUGGGAGGGGAGAUGAACCAAAAGGGCAAGUUAACACAAAGCUCUCUCUAUAGGUCUCAUCUGCACCAUAGCAGUUCUGGUAUCAUCAAAGAGUCUAUAUGAGCAUAUAGCUAGGUGUAUAUACUUGCUGCCUAUUUUUCCCCACCCCUUGACAGGUGUCAUUUUAACAAUAUGAUCAAUGUUAUUCACUUCACCUGCCAGCGGUUUUAUGUUGAGACUGAUCAGUAUAUGUUAAAGCAGGCUGUCUAUAAGUGCACUGACAAUUGUCAACAUGAUUGUUUUUCUCCCAUAAACCUCUAGAUAUUUCGUUAAAUCUCAUUAAUCAAACUUCUCAAUAAGCCCAAUAGCAGCCAAUUAUACAAAGAUGUAAAGUAUUACCCAAUGCACUAUGACCAGUUCAGUGAUAUUAAAGGGGUCAUUGUGCCUUGAAUCUGUAUGUGUGCAGCGUUCUGUGUGAAACGCUGCACAUGCGAAGUUUAACCACUUGGCUGCCGGAGGGUCAACACCUAACCCGGAACAAGAGCUCCCGGUUGGGUAAUGUCAGUUCUGUGCCAAUUUUGUUGCAUAGACACUCCUUGAUUGGAUGAGAAACGGUUAGCGGACGCACUCAGCCAAUGAAUGAGUGGCCGGAUCAGCAUCCAGCUUCAGCAGCUCAGUAGAAGCCUAAUGUUGUAAAUCUGCCUACAGAGGAGAGCCAACCCCCAGCAGGAACAUGUAACUGUUGCAAAAUGGUUUGCCCCAUUACUAGGAACGACUACUACCAUCAUGACGAGACUGUAGUGGUCAUGAUGGUAGGGGUAACACUUUAAUCUCCCUAUUAUUGACACUGUGGCCCGGUUUUCUCCAAGAGCUGGAUGUGUCAAAAUGUGCAUAGUGUUUGCUAGAUCAGCAUGUGCACUCCUCAUGCACAACUUGAGGCGGUUUAGGCAGCAAAAAAUGAAAGGGACACUAUAGUCACCUGAACAACUUUAGCUUAAUGAAGCAGUUUUGGUGUAUAGAACAUGCCCCUGCAGCCUCACUGCUCAAUCCUCUGCCAUUUAGGAGUUAAAUCCCUUUGUUUAUGAACCCUAGUCACACCUCCCUGCAUGUGACUUGCACAGCCUUCCAUAAACACUUCCUGUAAAGAGAGCCCUAUUUAGGCUUUCUUUAUUGCAAGUUCUGUUUAAUUAAGAUUUUCUUAUCCCCUGCUAUGUUAAUAGCUUGCUAGACCCUGCAAGAGCCUCCUGUAUGUGAUUAAAGUUCAAUUUAGAGAUUGAGAUACAAUUAUUUAAGGUAAAUUACAUCUGUUUGAAAGUGAAACCAGUUUUUUUUUUCAUGCAGGCUCUGUCAAUCAUAGCCAGGGGAGGUGUGGCUAGGGCUGCAUAAACAGAAACAAAGUGAUUUAACUCCUAAAUGACAGUGAAUUGAGCAGUGAAAUUGCAGGGGAAUGACCUAUACACUAAAACUGCGUUAUUUAGCUAAAGUAAUUUAGGUGACUAAAGUGUUCCUUGAAGUAAAUCUUUCUUCUUUGACAUCAGUGGAAGAGGGAGGAAGUAUUUUGAUUGAAGUGUUCUUUGAAAAUUGAUUCAGCUGUAAGUCCCUGUCUAAAAUAUAACCAUAGUUCACUUUGCCAACCACGUCAAUGGUUACAUGGUUAGUACUCUUAGUGUUAUAAUAGAAGUGUCAUCUCUAGCUGUGAACAGAUACUUGCUGAAGUGCUUUAUGUUUGAAGUGUGUGUCCUUUUUUUUCAUUUUACAAAAAGUGCUGAUUUAAAUAUAAUUUUACACUUUUAUAAAUUAACCAUGCUAAACCACCUCCCACCACCCCCCAUCGGUCCUGUUAUUUCCUGGUUUGUUUAGCUCUGUGGAGUUAAACCAGGGCUCGACAACUCCCAGGCGCCAUGUUACUAUGGCGACCAGGAAAUUAGUCCUGGUGCUUGGGAUUUGUGAGCCUGCUCAGUCCCCGAGGUGACCAGGGAUGGAGGGGGCGUCCGGCAGGCAAAUGGAGAGCUGAGGGAGGCGGGCUGCUGACUUAUUGCGGUGGCGAGAAGGGAGCUGUAAUCUCCCUGCUUUGCCCCCUCGCUCGCCUUGUAGUGCUGCCGGGAGCCAGGUUAUGACAUCACUCCAGCCCCCAGCUAACUAAACAGUGCUCGUUUGGGAGCAGAGCAUUGAGAUGACAGCAGCCCCACUGGACCCAAGGGAAAGCCUAUCCAUUCCAGCUCUCCAAAGGUAGGUAUUUGUGAGUGUGUCUAUGUGUUUGUGAUUGUGUGUUUGUCUGUGAGUGUCUGUAUGUCUGUGUGUGUCGGUCAGUGAGUAUUUGUUCCCUCCAAUCGCAUGGGAAAGGUGUAUUUACUUACCAUUUCCCCACGCCGUGCUGGGGACACUGCGGCUGGCCCCACCUCUAUGACCUCUUGACGAUCUCAGCCAAUCCAAUGCUUCCCCAUAGGAAAGCAUUGGGAAACUAUUGCGCAUGCACGGCAAAAUUACACUGCACCAAUUUAACUUCUCAUAAAGAUGCAUUGAACUAAUGCAUCCCUAUAGGGAACAUUAUUGUAAAUACUGCACAGUGUGAAGCACUUACCCAGGAAGCACCUCUAGAGGCCGUCUCAAAGCCUGUCGCUAAAGGUAUCACCAGGCAGCAAUGUAAACACUGCCUUUUGUCUGAAAAGUCAGUGUUUACAUUGAAAAGCAUUCAGGGACAGGAUAUAGACUUCUGGUAACUAUAGUGUCCCUUUAAGAAUUAUAUUUGUGGCAUUGAUUUCUCUGGCUCCUAACUUUUUAAGCUGGCUCCUAGAUUCUAAGCAAAUUUGUCAAUCCCUGAGUUAAACGCAAGAGAGAUUGUCCAGAGCACCUGCCGUGCAAAGACAUCUCAUUGAGCUGCAUUGGGAAGUCUGAUUGGACAGCCGCAGAGACAUUUGGGAAGAAGGGGAGGACUUGCAAAGGGUGUGUAUAAGAGAUCUGCAGCUUUUACAAGUUGUUUUUAUAUGUCUCCACAAUGAAAAUGUGCACAAUUAGUGCAUGCAUGUUUUCAUUGGUGAUAUAUGUACUAAAUAGAUUUAUUCGGACAGUUCGGAGUAAGUUUAUUUGGACAGUGGAGUGUCCCUUUAAAAAUGCUGCUUUCGCAUAUCCCUUUAAAGGUACUCGUCAGAGUACUAAGGGGGAGAGCUAAUAAAAGGGGGAAGAGUGGCUUGCAACUUUUAAAGCUGUUUUGUGGUUUUUUUGUACCUUCAAAGAAAACAAGCAGAAAAAAAAUACAUGUUUUAAAAAGAUGCUUUCUUUUGGGAGGUAUAUCCACUAAAUUGUUUUAAAAAUAAAUUUUAGAAAAAAAUGUUCGAGUGUUCCUUUAAUGUAAAUCUGUCAUUACAGGCUUAGUUCAAGUUAUACCUUCUUAAGUAAUGAAUAUAUAAUUAGUCAUAAAGCAAAGUACAGAUUAAUUGUUUGGAGCUGUUGACAAAAUCCUUACCUCCUGUCCUAUGACUGUAAUGCUUUUUGCUGUCAUAGCACCCAUCUUUACAUUCCUCCUCUGCUUGGGAAUGCUAUGCAAUACAGAGCAGACAAUUGUUUAGAAAUGUACAGAAUCAGACCUGCUUGCAAUGGAGAAAGUCACAGCAACUACUGCACAUGGAUUGUUGCUUAACCUCUUAAGGACCAAACUUCUGGCAUAAAAGGGAAUCGUGACAUGUCACACGUCAUGUGUCCUUAAGGGGUUAAAGGAGAGCAGAGGAACUGCCUGUAGCGUUUACCUGCAUUCCCAUGUCAAUCACUUCUUUGCAUACACACCAUGGCAUCAGCAUACCCUGUAUAGAAACUGAUGGACAGUGAGAUUUCUUUAAAAUACCUUAACAUUUGUUUGUAAAUCUGCUUAGAUAUAUAUAUAUAUAUAUAUAUAUAUAUAUAUAUAUAUUUACGUUUUCUUUCAUUUAAUAUAGCAUUGUGUUUGCCAUGACAGGUAUACUUGGAUUUAUUUGUAAAAUGUAAAUGCAGGAGGGGGCAUGAUGGGCAGUGCUCUGCUUUCCCCACUUAAUGGCCUAUCAUGACUGUUAGUGUUUCUGAUGCAGUGUCUCUGUACAGGGAAUCCUAAAUUGCUCCUGUUCUUUUUAUUGAGGUUAUGCUGGUGUGAGGAAGAACAUGCACCUGCACAGUCUACCCUCACUUUUCCCCUAUACAGCAUGUACAUACACUGUUUUUGCCUCAAGUCAUUUCACAGCUUGUGAUAAAAUGGGCACUGAGAUUACAUUCUAAAAUGUGCUUUAUCCUCCACAGCGUCUCAAGAACGGAUUCUCAGACAGCCGGAGAGUUCGAACUGUAGCCCUUCGCGUAGGAGGACAGCAUCAGAAAGCACGGCCUCUUCAGGUACUUAAUAACAAUAUAAGUGUUGGGAGAGGAUUUUAGAAAAUGUCACUGCUGAUUAAAAGUGAAAUCUCUUUCGAGGGUUGCACCUUUUGUUUUUGUUUUUUUUCACUGUGUGGUGGCACUCUUCGCUUUUGUUCGCUCUGUAGAACAGACAUAACUUUUCCCCUCUUCGUUUUUACUUUGUGGAAUUCAUGCUUCUUUAAUUGUGCGCUUUCUAUUUUAAGCAAUUUGUUCUCUGCAGGGCUUGUGUAUAUUCUAAUUAUAGUCCCAGUAAUCCCUAUGCAUAUCUAGGCAGGCAGGGGGCAUAACAUGGGACUUAUUACAGUAGUUUAUGGUGGGGGGGGGGGGGUACAUGCACACUUGUAUUACUGGCUGGCUAUUUGCACUGACUUUUUACAAAUAAGUUAUUACCAACAUUAUUUUAUACACGGUUUAUUAAGCAGUUUCCUAUACAUCGUACACUGACUUUGAAUGUUUUGAGAGCAGUAUGCAGUCUUUGCAACCUCUCUCCUCUUUCUAUGACAUAGGUUUUCAGUCUGUGACAGGGAAUACACCAAUCAGAGGCUUCUCAGUGAGAAGGCUCAGUGCAGCAACCACGUGCUCGUAAACUAUUGCUGCUUUUCAAUGCUUCUCAAUGAGCUGUAGUACAGUCCAUUAAAAAUGAGGGAAGACAGACGUGUUGUAGCUUAGUCUCAGUGACGACUAGGGAGGAUUUUCUGUCCCAAAAAUAAAAGUAGCAGUUUCAUUUAAUAUUGGGUCGAUAACGUACAGGCCCAGUAUUAAAUCUCAGGUUGAUUUUACUUUGGCGCACUCCAAAAGUACUAACAUUUUAUUUUAUACUUUUCCCAUUAAAGGUUCUACUAGAAAACUGUUCCAUCCACCUUUUAUUUUGUAUCUCUAGACUAAAAGAGAUGCUUUGUAGCCUCCAUAAUUGACUGUGAUUUGUAUCUGUGUGACUGUGACAGGGUUUCUAACUGCUUAUUUGUUGGUUGUAGUUCUUGCAGGAAGGCUGGGUUCCUCAGCAGAGGAGUCAAUGGACAAUUUAUUACAGCGUAUGGUACAUGGAGAGAAGCAGGGGAGUAUGGACAAAAACUUAGAAGCAGUCCUUAUCUCUAAUGCCUCUGUUCCAAGAAGCCAAAGCAAGCAGGAUAACUUGCUUAUUCCAGCUGCUGGCACCGACUCCUCAUUUGAUGGCAUGGGCACCCGAAUUCCUCAUCACCUAAAGAGGACUAUGGUCGAAGCCAUGCACAAACAGGCACAUAAUAUGUACAACUUUGACAAAAUCCUAGCAACCAAGAAGAAUUUGGACCAUGUCAAUAAAAUAUUGAAGGCAAAGAAGCUGCAAAGACAGUCGCGUACUGGAAAUAACUUUGUGAAACGGAGGCCUGGGAGACCCAGAAAAUAUCCACUGGAGGCUGUAGUCCCAGUGCAAGCUGCUCAGAUGGUCACUGUUACAAGUGAGCGAGAAAGCUGUAAUGUGAGGCCUGAUACGGUUACUGACGUCAUUGAGGCUGUAGUGCAGAGCAUGAAUAUGGGGGCUGAGCACAACCAAGGCUGGAAGAGGAAGCCAAUAGUUAUCGAGAAAACGACCAAGAAGCGACAGAAAUGUUUGACUGAGGAGGAUCAUGAGAUCAGCACCAGGUAAUUUAUGCAGGACCAGCUUUAUACCACUGAUCAUAUUUAUAUUCCCGCUUUCUGCCCUGCAAAUCAGCUACAAACUUUUUUUUUUUUUUUAUAUUGUGUACAAGCAAUCCUGAAAGAAGGGCAGCAAGGUCUUUUUAAUGAUAUAUAUAUCAAGAUAGCCUGGAAGCCUACAUGUAACUUCAUGACUUGGAGCAGAUAAAGGUAGGAAGUCGCGAGGCAAAGCUACAAAUACAUUCAUGGGAUUUACCAGGUCAUGCUUGGAUAGGCACACUAUGCUCUUCUGAUUGGUAAAGUGAGGAAUACAACAUGGGCUUUUAGAUCGGGCAUAGGCAGGCAAGGUGGAACGGUUUACUUUAUUCAGAUGGCAAAAAAUAUAUAUAUAUUUUCUUGAUUUGCAGCCUUUCAGAGUUUGCUGUGGUUGACGUAACUGCGACUCAGGAGGUGGGCAGGACCAGUGAAGAAUGCUCCCGUGCUCUCCUGCAUCGUGUGUCGCCACUCAUCCCACGAGAGAAGAAAGUUAUCCGUCCUCCAAAGAAGAAAUUCCAGAAAGCUGGACUGUUUUCAGAUGUCUAUAAAACAACAGAGUGAGAGAGGGAUGGAUCUGCAGUUUUGGCAAGAGUGGGGGGGACAAGAUAAUUUUGCCAGAGGUGCUAAGAUGUCUAGGGGAUUGAUUAAGUGAUACUGUGGUGUUGUAUCUUGUCUGACGUGGAGGACAUCUAUGGUGGAAUGGAAGGGUGCAAUCUAGCGUCUGUAACACUGCUAUAUUGUUUGAACCGCUCUAAGAGUAGCAGCGUGUUUUCCCUGAAAAAUGGCAAGCAGUUUUCCAAACCUAUACUGUGUAAAAUGUAUUUCAUUUCACUGCUAGCACAGACAGACUGCAAUGCUGAUUGUUUGAGAGAAAUCUGUGCUUCCAAAUCUGUAACUUUGCUUUAUAUUACCCAUGGAGAAGAGCUUGAAACUGGAACAUGUGUUACAAACACGUUGAGCUAUAUUCUAGAAAUGCACAUUUAGUAAAUAAUUGCUAUAAGCUUAAAAAGUGAGCUACAUCACCAUUCUACAUGGGGAGUAAAAGGUGAACUAUAUCCCAAAUAAAACAAAUAUUUUGUUAAAGAGCUGAGCUAUAUCCCAGAUAUACAGGGUUAGUAUAGAGCUGAGCUAUGUCCCAGAUGUACAAGAUUAGUAUAGAGCUGAGCUAUAUCCCAGAUAUACAGGGUAAGUAUAGAGCUGAGCUAUAUACCAGAUAUACAGGGUUAGUGUAGAGCUGAUCUGUAUCCCAGAUAUAUAGGGUUAGUAUAGAGCUGAGCUAUGUCCCAGAUAUACAGAGUUAGUAUAGAGCUGAGCUAUAUCCCAGAUAUACAGGGUUAGUAUAGAGCUAAGCUAUAUACCAGAUAUACAGUGUUCGUAUUUAGCUAUAGCCUAGAAAUGCAGAGUUAGUAUAGAACUGAGCUAUAUCCCAGAUAUACAGUGUUAGUAUAGAGCUAAGCUAUAUACCGGAUAUACAGGGUUAGUAUAGAGCUGAUCUGUAUCCCAGAUAUACAGAGUUAGUAUAGAGCUGAGCUAUAUCCCAGAUAUACAGGGUUAGUAUAGAGCUAAGCUAUAUACCGGAUAUACAGGGUUAGUAUAGAGCUGAUCUGUAUCCCAGAUAUACAGGGUUAGUAUAGAGCCGAGCUAUAUCCCAGAUAUACAGGGUUCGUAUAGAGCUAAGCUAUAUACCAGAUAUACAGUGUUCGUAUUUAGCUAUAGCCUAGAAAUGCAGAGUUAGUAUAGAACUGAGCUAUAUCCCAGAUAUACAGUUUUCAUAUAGCACCGCGCUAAAUCCCAGAUAUACAGUGUUCAUAUAGCACCGCGCUAAAUCCCAGAUAUACAGUGUUCGUAUAGAGCUGAGCUUUAUCCCAGAUAUACAGGCUUCGUAAAGAGCUGAUCUGUAUCUCAGAUAUACAGUGUUAGUAAAGAGCUGAGCUAGAUCCCAGAUAUACAGGGUUCGUAUAGACCCAAGCUGUAUCCCAGAUAUACAAGGUUUGUUUAUAUAUCGCUAUAUCCCAGAUAUACAGUGUUAGUAUAGAGCUAAGCUAUAUACCAGAUAUACAGUGUUAGUAUAUAGCUAUAUCCUAGAUAUACAGGUUUAGUAUAGAGCCGAGCUAUAUACCAGAUAUACAGGGUUGGUAUAGAAUUAUAUCCUAGAAAUACAGGGUUAGUAUAGAACUAUAUCCUAGAUAUACAUGGUUAGUAUAGAGCCGAGCUAUAUACCAGAUAUACAGGGUUAGUAUAUAACUAUAUCCUAGAUAUACAGGGUUAGUAUAGAGCUAAGCUAUAUCCCAGAUAUACAGAAUUAGUAUAGAGCCGAGCUAUAUACCAGAUAUACAGGGUUAGUAUAGAACUAUAUCCUAGAUAUACAGGGUUAGUAUAGAACUAUAUCCUAGAUAUACAGGGUUAGUAUAGAACUAUAUCCCAGAUAUACAGGGUUAGUAUAGAACUAUAUCCCAGAUAUAGCUGAGUUAUAUCCCAGAUAAACAAGGUUAGUAUAGAGCUAAGCUAUAUCCCAGAUAUACAGGAUUAGUAUAUAGCUUAAUCCAAGAUAAACAGGGUUAGUAUAGAGCUGGCAAAACACACAGAUUGGUGAUUACUGUGUAUAGUGCGCUUACAAAUGUAAUUGAGUUAAAAAUAAGCAGCUACACACUCUAGUGGAUACUCUAUCCCCACUAAUUAUAGUAAUGAACCAAAGUGAGCUUAGUACAAUCUGGAUAUAACGUCCAGACUCUACUAAUCAAAUGAGUGGAGCGCUAAAGGUAUAAACAUACCCUAAAAUAGUGUUAAAUCUCAGAUGUAUAUCAGUACAUAUAAAGGAAACAAAAAAUAAAACACAAUAUAGUGUAAAUCCACAGGUGGUAAUGUAUUUUGGUGAUAAUUCAAGUAGUCAAACUCACAUUGAUCAGAGCCUCAAAGGGACAGGCUCAAAUCACUUGCACAGUAGUGUCGUAUGGAGUCUCCCUUUCUCUCUCCUUUGAGGAAAUCCAUUCCAGGCAAAAGGAUGCAGUGUCUCCAUACGACACUACUGUGCAAGUGAUUUGAGCCUGUCCCUUUGAGGCUCUGAUCAAUGUGAGUUUAACUACUUGAAUUAUCACCAAAAUACAUUACCACCUGUGGAUUUACACUAUAUUGUGUUUUAUUUUUUGUUUCCUUUAUAUGUACUGAUAUACAUCUGAGAUUUAACACUAUUUUAGGGUAUGUUUAUACCUUUAGCGCUCCACUCAUUUGAUUAGUAGAGUCUGGACGUUAUAUCCAGAUUGUACUAAGCUCACUUUGGUUCAUUAGUAUAGAGCCGAGCUAUAUACCAGAUAUACAGGGUUAAUAUAGAACUAUAUCCUAGAUAUACAGGGUAAGUAAAGAGCUGAGCUAUAUCCCAGAUAUACAGAAUUAGUAUAGAACCGAGCUAUAUACCAGAUAUACAGGGUUAAUAUAGAACUAUAUCCUAGAUAUACAGGGUAAGUAAAGAGCUAAGCUAUAUCCCAGAUAUACAGAAUUAGUAUAGAGCCAAGCUAUAUACCAGAUAUACAGAGUUAAUUAUAUAGCUAUAUCCUAGAUAUACAGGGUUAGUAUAGAGCCGAGCUAUAUACCAGAUAUACAGAGUUAAUUAUAUAGCUAUAUCCUAGAUAUACAGGGUUAGUAAAGAGCUGAGCUAUAUCCCAGAUAUACAGAAUUAGUAUAGAGCCAAGCUAUAUACCAGAUAUACAUGGUUAAUAUAUAACUAUAUCCCAGAUAUACAGGGUUAGUAAAGAGCUGAGCUAUGUCCCAGAUAUACAGAAUUAGCAUAGAGCUGAGCUAUAUACCAGAUAUACAGGGUUAAUUAUAUAGCUAUAUCCUAGAUAUACAGGGUUAGUAUAGAGCCGAGCUAUAUCCUAGAUAUACAGGGUUAGUAUAGAGCCAAGCUAUAUCCUAGAUAUACAGGGUUAGUAUAUAACUAUAUCCUAGAUAUACAGGGUUAGUAAAGCGCUGAGCUAUAUUCUAAAUUUAUAUUGGUUGUUUAUUGAGAUGCAUAAUAUUUGACUCCUAACAGCUGUAUUUCUUCCUAUCUUUAGCCCCAAGUGUCGGAUUUUGCAGCUGAAGAAAGAGAAGCUGGAAUACAUCCCUCGAGACCAUGAGUAUGGUCUGCUGCCAGCCCCAAUUCAUAUUGGUGAGUAUGUACAGAGCUUUCUAGGAGUAGCAGAUGGAUACCUUCUAUUACUUCCUUUUAAAUGUUUUGGGGAUACCUCCAUGUCAUCCCAGUCUAAAAUAGGGUGCUUUUGAGGUAUUCAGGUUUGUUAGGAUACCUCUAAGCCCUCCCAGUCUGUCAGGAGAUUGCCCCAAUUCUCUCAGGUCUCAGAGAGUGCCCCUGAUUCCUUUAGGUCUGUCAGAGAAAAGCCUCUUCAUACCAUAAGCUCAUCAGAGGGAUGUAUUUUGACACCUUUCUAUCUAACAGGUGAAUUUUUCUUCACUCCUCUCCAGGCUAGGAGAGCUUUACCCUUCAAACCUUUUCGGGUCUAGCAGAGUGAUGCCUCUCAAUCUUUUUCCAGUGUAGCAGAGUAUUAGACCUCUGUCCGGACGAGCAGAAAGAUUACCCUCUGCCCUUUCCAGGAGAGGGAUUACCCUCCAUUUUUUCCAGGACAAGGAUUACUCUCCAUCUUUCCCAGAACAGGAACUACUCUCUGAACUUUCUUGCAGAGGGAUUAUCCUCGGUCCGGCCUGGCAGAGGUAUUACCCUCGGCCGGCCUGGCAGAGGUAUUACCCUCGGCCGGCCUGUCAGUGAAAUUACCUACCGACCGGCCUGGCUGAGGAUUACCUUCCGACCGGCCUGGCUGGGGAAUUACUUUCCGACCGGCCUGGCUGAGGAAUUGCCUUCCUACCGGCCUGGCUGAGGAAUUGCCUUCCUACCGGCCUGGCUGAGGAAUUGCCUUCCUACCGGCCUGGCUGAGGAAUUGCCUUCCGACCGGCCUGGCUGAGGAAUUGCCUUCCGACCGGCCUGGCUGAGGAAUUGCCUUCCGACCUGCCUGGCAGAGGAAUUGCCCUCGCCACGGUCUAUCAGAGAGAUUACACUCGGUCCUGUCUGGCUCAGGAAUUAUCCUCAGUCCUGUCUGGCAGAGAGAUUAUCCUUGGUCUGGUCUGUCAGAAGAAUGCCUCUUGAUCCCUUCUGAUCUAGUAGUGGGUUAGCCCUGUACACAGGUAGUCAAUUUUAAAGUCUUAGAAUAGGCUCCUCCUUUGUGCACACAAGGAGUCAGUUACUGUUACUGCGCUCUGUACGGAAUAACCCCUCAUGAAUGACUGAGGGGAAGGUUUAUACAGACACUGGAUCCCUGCCAUGACUUGUGAAUGAGGCUUUUGUUUUACACAGUGAGGUCAUCACAGAGAAAGCUAAUUCCCAGCAGAUUGAGCCGUUUCCUGGAACUUGUCAAGAAAUGAAACUCAGAAAAUGUAGACAAACUGUGAGUUAGUUGUAAGAAAAUAUUUUUCCGCUGGAGGCUGAAGUCCUGAUAUUGAGCUCCCGUCUAGGGAGGCAAAGCUUCUUUUACAGAGUGCUUUGCAUUUUGUGGAUUUCUCAGGUUGCCAUUUCAUUAACAAAAUAUAAUCAGGCUGUUAAAGGCGGCAAGGAAACGCGUACUUAGAGAUUGAGCCUUUAAAUGCAUUACAUAUAUUAAAUGAGGCACUUUACACCUGAAGAUAUGUUUUGCUUUCAAUUAAGUAAUAUAUGGAUAGUUCAUACCUAGUCGGCCUGUAUUGUAUCUCUCAGGAUGAGCAAAAUUGUUGGGAGUUAAGGAUGGGUGUCACAUGUCCCAUCAGAAGAUCUACCUCUUCCUUUUGUCAUUCUCACCUCUUUCCUCUAUACCUAUGUUGAGGUGACUAAACUUAGAGGAACACUCCAAGCACCAUAACAGCUCACUCACCAUUAAGUUGUUAUGGUGCAUGUAGGUCCUUAGUGCCAUCUUUCCUUAAGAUGUUAAAUAGUUUACGAACAGUUUAAUCCCAAAGUUACAUAGACUGCAUCAACCAACUCGGCCCCACUUCUUCCAGGAAAGUCAGAGGCUUCAGUGAAGGAGACCUUGGACUGGACCCUUGUGAUAGUAGCUGCUUACGGUCUCAGACUGUAACUAGCUUAUCAUUAGAAAAACUGCGUGUGAAAGGUACUUUGGCAGGCCUCUUAAUAAACUUAAUAAGUGGUUCCCUUAGUUCCUAUAAAUGGAAUCACUUUUCUCCAAUUAUUAUCACGUUCUGUUAAUCAAACAGUAGUAGGAUGUCUUAUUUCUUGGAUCAGGAAGAUGAGGCUUGAAGGUAAUUAGUAGACAGGGAUGUGUUGUGUUAUUAGUCUAGAUCAGGAAGAAGCAGCUUAAUGAUUAUUACUAGAUAGGGAUGAGUUGUGUUGGUAGUCUGGCAGGCCUAUUCAAUUAUUAAGUGAUUUUUUUUAUUUUUUUUUAUAUUAGAGAUUUUGUUGAGUUUUCAUAAAUGGGAAGGAGGUAAAGGGAGAGGGGAUCGGUUAUCGUAUAAUCUUGUACAGCAAAGUGCAACUGUCAGAACUGAUAGGUAUGGCUUGAGGCCAAUAAGAUGCAUACAUAUAUGCUUUGCAAUAAAGAAUACAUACACAUAUGCCUUAAAGUGAAAAUUUUAAUUCUCGUUUUCUCCUGUGUUCCAGGGAAAUAUCUGAGACAGAAACGGAGUGACUUUCAGCUUCCCUAUGAUAUCCUGUGGAGUGGAAACACAAUCAGAGUAAAAUUCAGUUUUUAGUUCUUGAUAUCCUGUGGCAGUGGAAACACAAUCAGGUAAAAUUAGUUUUUAGUUCUUGACCCCUAUUGUUGUUUAGAGCAAUAUCUCACACUUUAUUUUCCUGUCCCACUCACACUGAUUUCACAAUGCUUACAGUGUCAUGACGAACUUAUUCUGAUUAACUUAUUCCACUCAUACAUCUUACACACGCUUCAGAGCCUUUUCCUACUCACACUUAACUCUUAGCUGCUCUAGUAUCACGUCCCAUUCACCCUUUGCUCGUAGCUACACCAGUGUCUUACACUUAUCUUGCAGUCAUUCCACAUUUGCCCCACUCACACCUACGUAAUGGUCACUCCAGUGUUCUAUAGCACUAACUUUCAUAACAUUACAGCAUUCUAUACAAUGCUCAACUUCAACACGCAGUGAUUACAGUGUACUGUACCGUGCACGCUCAUUACAGUGUGCUGUCUCAUUUACUCUCAUCUCACAGCCACUCCACAAUCACAUUCCUUGAUCCUGCCUCAUCCUUUCACACUCAUCCUGACUAAUCUAGACAUCCACCCACCAGCAUUUUUUUGUUUUUUACAUUUGUACAAAACCCGAUCCCUAGAUCUGUUAAAAUUCCCCUCGAAACACUGCCGGAUAAAUGUGUUCCUUUCCUCCAUAGUACAAGUUUCUCUGCUUUGCCCUCUCACUCGCUGCAGGCUUGUGACUCUUAUUUUGAUAACAGGCAGUUAAAGCGCAAUCCUUUUUUAGUAAGGGUCUUCUGGGAAUUCACAUGUACAGCCAGCAGCAGCCACAUUGCUGGUUAGAUUUUUCUUGGCUGCUGACCAAGGGAAUGGAAUUUAUAUUUCACUUAAAAGCUGAACAUCUGAGAGCAUUUUAACAGUUGACUUCUUUCAGUGUUCGUGAAAAUAGCCAAAUAUAGAUUGCCCAUUAAUCUUGGCGGGAAGUGAGAUCUGGUGUUUUCUUCGUAUGAGCUCAUAAUUUUCUAUGUGUACCUGUGUGUAGACAGGACCACCUCUUGUUCCCAGAAAAUAACCCAAAUAUCAUGAUAUUACACAUUGGGUAACGCUGUUAUAUCCAUUGCCCCCUCCUAAAUUAACUUGCAAAUAGCUCCCCUUACAUAGACUCUUGUGCGUUUAUUAGUUAGGCUCAAAAUGACCGCACAACAAAUGUAAAUCACAAUUAAUAUUCUCUCCCUUUUAUUAUUAUUAUUAAUAUUAUUAUGAUGGACUGUAUUGAUAAUACACACAAUAAUGAGCUUGGCCUACUAGGCCAGAAAGUAGCUUGGCCUAUUAGGAGCCUCCUUCUGGACUAGAGAAUCUGUUUAAACUGUUUAACACAGCACUGCAGAGGUUAAGUGUAAGGGAAGGGGAGAGCAGGGGUUUCUGGGAACUGCAAUUUAUGCAUCACUUUUGAAUACUUUUAGGUAAACUACAAUACCAAGAAAGCUUUGGUGUGUUUACCAAUGAUGAUUACUGCUAAUAGUUGGUAGGGAAAGACAGAACGCCAACUAUUCUAUACUAACAGACUAUUGUUUUGAGUUACAUAGGCUGAAAAGAGUCAUGUGUCUAUCAAUUUCAGCCUUUCUCACUUUUUUUUUUGCGAUUUGAUCCAAUAGAAAAAGCAUUUUUUGAAGCACUUACAAUUUUUAAACAAACUAGGGAAAAAAAUCCUUAUUUACCCCAGACGGCAGUCAGAUUUAUCAUUGGAUCAAGAAGCUUUUACCCCACAAUUUAAGAAUGAUAUCCCUGAAUAUUAUGUUAAGUAUGCAAAACAUAAAAAACAUCUGUGCUUAUAUACUCAUUUCUUUGUAGUUGUACAAAAAGCCUGAUGUACCUCUCUACAAGAAAAUCCGUUCAAGUAAGUAAUAUUUAUUUAAAGUCUACAUCUCUUGUUAAAAUCACAAUUACUAUCUAUUUGUUCUGUGUGUCAAGCAACAUCUUCUGUUUUUUCUAUGUCCGAUGUAAUAUCCUCAGUUGUGUAUGCUCUGCCCCAUGUAAUAUCUUCAUUUAAAUAUCCUGUACCCCAGGGCUUAACAAAUUCCAAACGCCAGGUCACCAUGGCGACUAGAAAUUUUGCCCAGGCGCCUGGGAUUUGUCAGUCUUUUACCUAAAGUGCCUAGCUGGGCAAACAAUGGAGACAGCCGGCUGCCCGCCUGCGGGAGCAUGGAGGCAGCCGGCUCAGGGAGCGUUGUAACAGUCUGUAUGCAGGCGGCCGGCUAAGGAAACGCUUUAUAGCCAGCCGCCCUGGGCUGUAUGGAUGCGGCCAGCUCAGGGAGCAGGAAUAUGAUGUCAUUUCCGCCCCGGCAUCACUGCAGACAGUGUGAGGGAGCUGCAGGAGACCCCAGGGAAAGUCCACUCAGCUCUCCCAAAGGUAGGGAUGCUGGGUGGAUUAGAAUUAAAAAUAUAAAUUUGUGAGUGUUCGAGAAAGUGUGUGUGUGCAUAUGUCUGUCAGAGAGUGUGUGUCUGUUUAGGUACCUGCCCCCGUCCGAUCACAUGAUUGGUGUUUUUACUCACCUUUUUUACCACGCCGUGCUGGUUUCGACAUUACUUGUCCCACUUCCAUAGCUGAGAUCUUAAUGAUCUCAGGUAAGCCAAUGCUUUCCCAUAGGAAAGCAUUGGGAGGAUAUUACACAUGUUCUCUAUGGGUAACAUUCAGCGCCUCCAUGCAGAGCACUUACACGACUCUCUAGUGGCCGUCUGAGUAACUGUCACUGGAGGUCUUAGUAGGCAGCAAUGUAAAUGCUGCCUUUUCUAUGAAAAGGCAGCGUUUACAUUGAAAAGGCUACAGGGACAUGCUAUAGGCACCACAACAACUACAUUAAUCUGUAGUGGUUCUGGUGACUAUAAUGUCCUUUAACCCCUUAAGGACCAAACUUCUGGAAUAAAAGGGAAUCAUGACAUGUUAUGUGUCUUUAAGGGGUUAAAAAAAAAAACUGGCUCCUAACUUUUUUUAACUGGCUCCUAGAUUCCAAAAAAUGUAUCAACCCCUGCUGUACCCCAUUUGAAAUUACCUACUUUGUAAUCUCACCCAGUGGAAUAUCCCCUACUAUUUUUCUUCUACCCGUAUAAUGGUCUCUGUUUAAUAUUUUGGAUAAGAUUUUUUAAAUAAUUACCCAUAUAAUAUCCCUGCUUUUUAUUCUCUGCCCAGAUAAUAUCCCUGCUGUUUAUUAUCUACCCGUGUAAUAUCCCUGCUGUUUAUUAUCUACCCAUAUAAUAUCCCUGCUGUUUAUUAUCUACCCAUAUAAUAUACCUGCUGUUUAUUAUCUAACCAUAUAAUAUCCCUGCUGUUUAUUCUCUAUCCAUAUAAUAUCCCUGCUUACUAUUCUCUUCCCAUAUAAUAUUACUGCUUUUUAUUCUCUUCCCAUAUAAUAUCCCUGCUGUUUAUUCUCUACCCAUAUAAUAUCCCUGCUGUUUAUUCUCUACCCAUAUAAUAUCCCUGCUGUUUAUUCUCUAGCCAUAUACUAUCCCUGCUGUGUAUUCUCUUUCCAGAUAAUAUCCCUGCUUACUAUUCUCUAAACAAGUUGUAAAGUUUAAUUAGAAAAUUAACCCCUAGUGGUUGAAUACAGCAGAAAGGAAAUUAAGAGUGCUUUGUAAAACCUGUAACAAAACAAAUCUACAUUAGAGGCAUACAUGUAGCAGCUGUUGAGAUUUAAAGGUAUAUACCUCUUUUGUAAUGGAAUAUUCUCUGGACACUCACAUAUGAGUGAAUCUCCUGAGUAUAGAUACUUAGAAGAAGUAAGGAAUGACCCUUGAUAACAGGCAUAUUAUAAAUAUCAGUAACUGAAUGGCACACUUUAAGAACAUGUAGCAGCAGUGUUUAUCUACUGUGUGUUUUACUUCAGAAUCCCCUGAGAUAUAUAUAUUUUAUAUUUUAGUACAUUUACAAUUUUUAAUUUGUGGUACCUUUUAAAAGGAAUUUUUAGUACUCUAUUUUACGUCAAACAAAUAUUGAUUUGUUGAUUGGAGUAAUAUCCAGAAUAUUCAUCAGUCUUCCUCAUAUGGAAUAGACGAAAUUAUAAAGAAGUGUAUAAAGAAGUUAAAAACACCUAUUGCACUGCAAGGUUCUCGAUUGGUGGUCAAAUAUAUAUUAAGAUUGUUUUUAGGAAUGAAGUCAAAUCUAUACUUGGAUUUAAAUAGCUGUUGUUUAGAAGCUAUCUACACCUUAUCUGGUAACAAGCGUUAUCAUAUCUAAUAGCACAGGUUGCACUUUAAGGAUUUUGAGGCAGUAUAUAUCAUGAUAUUUUUUUCUAAAGGAGGUAUCUUUUAAAUUUAUACUCAACAGCUGAUAUUUGUAAUGUGUUCGCUAGUAAGGGUUACUUCUCCUUCUUUCACGCUCCUAUGUUCAAAGAACACCUCAUACCAAUAGGUGUAUCCCUUCAAAUAUAGACUUGAAUUACUGCUGGAUGUAUCCCUUCAAAUGUAGAUUUACACUGCUGCUACAUGUUCUUAAAGUAUGCCAUUCAGUUACUGAUAUUUAAAAUAUACCUGUUAUCAAGGGUCAUUUCUUACUUCUUCCAUGCAUCUAUACUGAGUAGAUUCACUAAUAUGUGAAUGCCCAGAAUGUUCCAUUACAAAAGGGGUAUAUACGGAUCUAUGUGCUUUAUAUUUUACACAUUAAUCUGGAUCGGAUACAGACUCAGUGAAAAGAUAUCAAUUAGGACAAAGCACAGACCAAAUAGAAGUGUAUUUUUGCAAGGUUCCUACCUAUGUUGUAACCCUUGGAGUCCUGGAGGAUUUAGAAGGGGCCACUUUAUUGGAACCAUUAAAAGAAUACUGUAUACACACUGGGACAAUAUCUUGCUUUGCAUGAACUUUAUGCUGGAUGACAUUUCAUCUAAAUAAGUUCUAUUUAUAUUUUGCUCUCCAAAUUUGAGAAUCAUUUCCAAUUUUGUGCGCUAACUCAUUGUUGUAAGUAUUGAAUUUCUGAGUUUUUAUGGUUAGGGGAAAAUAGAGGAUAGCGGCACAGGGUACAUAUAAAUUAAUGAGAUAAAAUCUUUUAUAUAUAUAUAUAUAUAUAUAUAUAUAUACUUCUUAAGGGAAAGUGCCUCAGAUUAAUAUUUACUAAAAUGUACUGUUUGCUCCAUUUAAUGCCUCUUAAUUAUAGCUCUCUACUCUUAAUAACAUUCCUUUCAUUCAGUUAUCUGCUUGUCUUUCUCCAUUUCUGUGCUUCAUGUAAUUUCACACUUUCUGUUCUCUCUCUAUCCAUAGAUCUCGCAAUCCCAUUAUAAGUCUUUGCAUAUACGUACGAUUCAUAUUAUAUUUGCUUAUUCUCUCUGCUCAUUUAUUAUGCUGCUCUCAGAAUUGUAGCUUACUCAUUUUCUGUAAGUAACAUUGAUUUAUUUUCUUCUUAAGAUGUUUAUGUGGAUGUCAAACCAUUUUCUGGUUAUGAAGCCACCACUUGCAAUUGCAAGAGUCCAGAAGGUGAUGAGGAACGAGGCUGCGUGGAGGAUUGCCUGAACAGGUUAGUUGUAUGCAGCACAGUUUCUUAAAUCUCUUUCACGGACCGCCACAAAUAAGUAAAUACAGUUCCCAUUUUUAUUGCUGAUCCCCUUAGAAUCUUUUUGACUGAUCUUUGAUUCAUAGAAUGUUAAUGGACCUUUACAACCAGUUAGAGAAAUAUUCAAAUACAGAAUUACCGAUUGACCCACGCAUCUUUCUGCUUCCCUCCUAGAAUGAUUUUUGCUGAGUGCUCCCCUAACACCUGCCCAUGUGGGGAACAUUGCGCCAACCAGAGGAUCCAGAGGCACGAGUGGGUGCAGUGCUUAGAACGGUUCCGAGCAGAAGGAAAGGGAUGGGGCAUCCGCACCAAAGAGCCCUUAAAAUCCUCACAGUUUAUUAUUGAAUACCUUGGAGAGGUCGUCAGUGAGCAGGAAUUCAGGUAUCUUCUAAUGGGGUUUCAAGUUCCCUCUAUUGAGUUAGAACAUGUCCACAGGACGCUGCAGCCCCUGCACUUGACAACCUUGUGGUCCCACAGUUUGUACUGUGAUGCUCACAGUUGCAUAUUGGGCUGCUCUUGACUCUUCCAGGUAUGGUUUUGGAUUGGUCUUUUUCAGACCAGUUUGACUCAUUAAUUUCAUUAGGGACGGGUGCCCUUCUGGUUAUAUACUUUAUUUCCACAUGCCUCUCUCAUGGUGCAUUUGGAUUUUAGUACUUCUCGAGCAUAGAGGUUCUCCUGUUAUACGUGAUCCUCCCAUGUCUAACAAAGCACUUGCGUAUAUCAUGACAACUCAUUGGUUAUAACAUUUAUUAGUUCUUUAUCAGUAUUUACUUGUCUUCUCCUCCAAAUCACAAAUUUUAAGACCUUAUGGUACAAAAAGCUGCUCUAUUAUAAGUCCAGGACAUCCAUUUCAGGAACUGGAUGUCUCCUUCUUGGAGCUAUAGACACUACUCUCCAAACUGCUUUGCUAAUACUACUGAGGAUAACACUGUCUAAAUGCCUGUCUUUAUAGCAAAGGAAAUCUCUCUCUUCCUCAAGAUUGUUAAGGCAAGAUGACGAUUUAUAUUGCAGCUGACGGACUUUUGGCAAAUGCUGAGCAAGCUCGGUUAGUCAGAUAAUGCACUAAUUUAUGCUUCAAUGACCUCACAUCUUUGUAGGCCCCAAGUGUGGCAUUACAGCAUUAACGAGACUUGACAAACAUAUUCUUCAGAAACUCUGACCCCAGAUCUAUCGCCUUUGAUGAUCUGGGAAGACCACAAAUGUCUCUUCAGAUUGAGCAGCGAUGAAAAUCAAUAAAAAUAAAAACUGUGUAUGAACAGGGACCAAACGUUAAACUCACUGCGUGGAAAUAAUUCACAGCACUGCCAUUUCACAUUCAUAUAACUGGAACUUCUCCAGUGGGUUUCUCAUUCUUUUCUGAGACUUGUUUUAUUUUCGUUUUAGAAUUAUAAUAUAUAGUUCUGUAAUUUGCAAUCACAAACAGAGGGGAAAGUCUGUAGAGUUUAAACUUGAUCACUAUUUUACCCUUACCAUUGAGAAGACACAGGCCGUACAAUUGCCUAUUAUUAUGGAAGAAUUGUAAUAAUGACUCACUCUUAUCAUAAAGUCAAAGGAGUGAUGAACAAAAGUAAGUUUACGUGGGAGCUCUGUUUAGGGGGUCCACAUCCCACCAGGAACAGCAAAAAAUAGAGGUCCACAGGCGUCACAACAUAGGGUGAAGGCAAAAAAAAAUAUCAAUUGGAGAUCAGAAAGGACAAAAAAAGGACGAUUAAGGCCUCUAGACCAAAACAUUAUAUCUUUUUUUUUUUUUUUUUUUCCUAUCUAAAUAUAUCUUUUUUUUCCAUCACCACAUGUUGUGAUGCCUGUGGACCUGUAUUUUUACUCUGAUCAACAUAAUCAAUACAGUAUGCUGUAGUGGUAAUGUUACCUAGAGUAUCCUGGUGCCGCCCUACAGUUUAAUGUUAAGAUUUUGACUGUCCCUAAGGCAUGCGUAAGGAUUAAUGGUGCCCUUACAUCACCCAUACAAAUAGCACAAGGCAGUGUAACUAUUAGUACCCGUACUAAGUAGUACCACACUUUUCUCAUGGGAGAACAAGAAUAGGUCUCUUCUAAUCAAAUUUAAUGUGUUUUCAACUUUAUUUUCUUUUAUCUGACCUAAAACGGAACACCCAAAAGUCAGAGAUUUGGAAUGUUGUUUUUUUUUUUAUUUAUUAAAGCAAACUUGGUCUAACUUACAGAAAAAUACCAAAAGAGGGAGGUGGUUAUGGAUUCAUAUCUGGUUUUCUGAUUUUUAUUUGCAGAUUUACAAAUGCACAUCUGGAGUUAAGCUGGUACUGUGAUUUUUAUUUCAGCUAAAUUAAAUUCCAGACUGACACAGUCCCCCUUUUAUUUGCAGGAAUAGGAUGAUUGAACAAUAUCACAACCACAAUGAUCACUACUGUCUGAGUCUAGACAGUGGGAUGGUGAUUGACAGCUACCGUAUGGGUAACGAGGCUCGAUUUAUAAACCACAGCUGUGACCCCAACUGCGAAAUGCAGAAAUGGUAAGAAUUUCACGUUGCAUCUCAUAUUCAUCCUACCUGGUCCGCUCUCUUAGCUACACCUUUUUACUUCAUGACCUUACCACUCCUUGUCUGAGUUCUUAUACAACUCCAUUUCAUCUCAACUGUUUGUCCUUUGAACCUCUUUUGUUUCUACACAAUCUCUUAUGUGAACUUUUCUCUAACUUCCUUUCAUCCACUCUAUUUUCAUCCCAUGUCUCUCAUGUAGUUCUUCUGUCUGUGUUCUUUUGUUUGCAAUUUUCGUCUUACAUUUCUGUCUCUUCGUCCCAGUCCUGCUUCUUCCUAUUCCCCAUCUGAGCAUAAUCCUACCUCCUCACAUUCCUCAACUGAGCCUAUUCCUACCUCAUCACAUCCCUCAAUUGAGCCUAAUCCUACCUUAUCACAUUCAUCAACUGAGUCUAAUCCUACUUUAUCACAUUCCUCAACUGAGCCUAAUCCUACCUUAUCACAUUCUCAAUUGAGCCUAAUCCUACCUUAUCACAUUCCUCAACUGAGUCUAAUCCUGCUUUAUCACAUUCCUCAAUUGAGCCUAAUCCUACUUUAUCACAUUCCUCAACUGAGCUUAAUCCUACUUUAUCACAUCCCUCAACUGAGUCUAAUCCUACCUUAUCACAUUCCUCAACUGAGCCUAUUCCUACCUUAUCACAUUCCUCAAUUGAGCCUAAUCCUACUUUAUCACAUCCCUCAACUGAGUCUAAUCCUACCUUAUCACAUUCCUCAACUGAGCCUAAUCCUACUUUAUCACAUUCCUCAACUGAGCCUAAUCCUACUUUAUCACAUCCCUCAACUGAGCCUAAUCCUACUUUAUCACAUCCCUCAAUUGAGCCUAAUCCUACUUUAUCACAUUCCUCAAUUGAGCCUAAUCCUACAUUAUCACAUCCCUCAACUGAUCUUAAUCCUACCUCAUCACAUUACAUACCUACACCUAAUUCUGCCCUGUUCCAUUCUUUACCUGCACCUAAUCCUGAUCAUCCCAUUACUUACUUCAUAGUUGCCAACAUUUGAAAAACAUUUCCAGGAACACUUUGCAUCACAGCUAUAAUUUGGUACCUUAAAAUAUUACCACACCCAGUGCCGCAAAGCUCUGCCCACCAUGUCCGACCCACAUAAUUUAUCUCCGCCUACUUAUAGUACAGAUUAUAGGGUCUACUCAAUAAAGAAAGAAUUACAGGGAAUUGAGAUGGUACUUUUAAAUUUAAGGCCUAAGUAGCAGAGUUGGAAAAAUUCUCCCAUUCAGCUGCACUAUAUCAACCUAAAGUUUGACAUUCCCAUCACAAUUCCAUGCAAUUCUCUCUUUAUUGAGUAGACCUUUAUAACACCAUGCAUCCUUGGUAUGUGAUAUAUAUAUAUUCACAGCACAGCAUCUAUAUCAAGCAGGUACAUUUUAUUACUUGAAGGUGAGUUGGGUAUCACUGACAGUACAAAUAUAGAAAGACUUUGUGCAGAUGUACUUCAGUCAGAGAGUUGUGUCUACACCAUAGAACAUACAUUAGUGCACAAAAAUAAUUAUAUUGGGGAGUGAAUAUAGUAGAAAAAAAAGCUCAAAAUAGGAAAUGAAAGCUAUUAAAGGAGAAUGUACAGAAUGGAAUUAAAGAGAGAAAUGGGAGCAAAAGGAAAACAUAUGCACCCAUUCCAUUAGCCCCUUUUCAUGCCACCAAUUCAACAUGUUAAAUGUCUCAGAUUGAGGCUUCAGUCACCACUCCACUGCCUCUGAUUCUUCUAGUUCCUGGAGUCUGCGAGUAUUAUACAGAGAGCAGCACUAUACAGGGAGCACGGACUAUUCUGGGAUUUUAUACAGACAGACCUGUACUAUACAGAGAGCAGCACUAUACAGGGAGCACUGACUAUUCUGGCAUAUUAUACACACAGACCUGUGUAAUACAGAGAGCAGCACUAUACAGGGAGCACUGACUAUUCUGGGAUAUUAUACACACAGACCUGUAUUAUACAGAGAGCAGCACUAUACAGGGAGCACUGACUAUUCUGGGAUAUUAUACAGAGAGCAGCACUAUACAGAGAGCACUGACUGUACCUGGAUAUUAUGCACACAGACCUGUGUUAUACAGAGAGCAGCACUAUACAGGGAGCACUGACGGUACCAGGAUAUUAUGCACACAGACCUGUAUUAUCAAUAAAUUAUCAAUAAAAUAAGCUUAUAAUUAUUGGUACCUCCAACAAAUGCAAUACAUACAUACAAUACAUAAACACAGACUGCUGGGGUGGAACCUGACCGCUGAUCAGAUCAGACGUGCUUCGUCUGAGCUCCCGCAUCUGAACCUGAAAAUCGGUACUAACAGAGCCACAAGCAGAGACAGACCCACAUCAGAGACCAAAAUACUCUCCAGCCAACAGUGUACGUGGAGAUACCACAUAUGACUCGGCACGGCAUCGCAGGCACCCAAUCUUGAGCUGGGACGAGACGGCUGCUCUCCCUGGUCUCCGACCACCGACUAGCUGUUCCCAAUCCCCCACUUUCCCCUUUGGACUGGUGGGGGUUAUCCCAUUCCCCAUGGGUGACCGCAACUGCUUCCAGCCAGGCCCAAGCACCUACUAAGCGAUAGAACACAGACCGGGCAGUUCACCAUAAGAUGGCCGACACUCUGCAGCCACAUGCUCAGCUCACUGGUGAGUUAAAGCAGACUGCACAGGAGAUAACACUGCAGCGCCUGAUUACAGCACUAGACAGCCUCUGGGAAGAGCCAGAUGUACCGGCUAUAGAAAGCGAGUGGAGGAGAGAAGGGCGGGAAAAGAGCCAGUCCACCCUGGGCACUCCUUAUCAGGCACAUAUACCACAUCACAUGAAGAGCCCACUCGGAAGACCAAAGGGGAGUCAUCCCCGGAGCACCGGCAAGGAGGACCCGAUGCCACAGACGGCGACCCCCUGAAAGGGAAGAACUCGGCUGAUGCCUGAGGCUGUGGGAAGGACCGGCCUGAACUCUGCCCCUUGCUGCCACUCAACCCCCUAAGCCUGCUACCAAGCCGGGGUAUUGGCUGAUUUGGGACUUACACCACAAGUAUGAUAUGCUGGACUGUCGUCCCCCCUCUCCCCUCCUAUAUCAAACAUACCAGCUUUACACGCAGACACACACACGAUCACCUCCAUAGUAAACUCAGAGGCUACCAACAAGUUGUGCACACCCGCAGGUCGUAGCUAAUCCGGCAUAACAGGGCACACGGCAGACACAAGCAAAACCACACAGCUGGCACUACCACACACUGUCUUUGACAGAUGUAAUCACACUGAAGCACCCAGCUCCAUACCGGUCUGGGGAAGUAACUGCCGACCGGCACCACAUACUCACACACCAAGUGCUGGAAACCCGUGGAUUUAUAGCCUAAACACGGAGCUUAAGCUACCAUAACGCAAUCCUGCUCCUAUGCCCCUAGCCUGAAAUACUCAGCAUCUCACUAUAUCUACUAUUGGUAAUCCUUUCCUAGAUCAUAGUGAGCAGAUUGGUCGACAGUACUAGUCUACCGAUAACAGCAUGUUUAAGCAAACACAAGCUCCUAAGUAUCACUCAACGUGAUUUAUGCUUUAUAUUAUAAAAUGGUGCAUGAUUCAACUAAUACCCCAAUUGUAAAACCUGCUAAUGAGUCUGAGGACUGCCGUUGGGUCACCUCUGGCAUGUAUGUAAUGUUCAACUGCACUGCAAAAAAAAAAGACAGACUGCUGAAUACGCUCACACACAGACUGCCGAGUACACACAGGCUGCUGAAUACACACACACAAACACAUGCAGAGUGCUGAAUACAUACAGACUGCUGAAUAUACACACACUGCUGAAUACACACAGGGUACUGCUGUGUGUGUGUUUUGUGUGUGUGUGAUGUUGUGCUUUAUGUCAGUGGUACUGUGUGUGUGUCAGGGGUGCUGUUUCAUGGUGGUGGUGAGUUGUCACAAGCUCACACACACCCACACAGGCACCCCCCAGCACCUCUCCACAGACCCCAGUAGCUGUGUCCUGAAUUCCCUCGGACUGUAACAAGCUGUUACAGUCCAAGGGAAAAUAAUAAAAGCACAUGGCUCUGCAAGUUGCCGGGCCUGUCCCGGUAGAGUGAAUUGCCUGGGACAGACCCCAGCUUGCUUGGACUAUCCCAGCAAAAACGGGACAGUUGGCAACUAUGCUUACUUGUGCCUAAAUGCUGCACUUUUUCUUUUUUCCUAUUUGGGAGGGGAGGGGGAAGAGGAAUCUUUAUUUUAUUUUCAUAAUAGGUCACAAUACAGACAAGAUAUGUUUAGUAUUGUUGUAGAAUGGAAGAGCCUUCAGUGCUCCAACAUCACCAGCACAAUGGGGGAACUUAUUUGGGGUCAGUGAUGCUAAAUACUGCUUUGUUCCUCCCCUGUACUUAUUUUGGUUUUCUCGUCCAAUCUCUUAGACUUUUCAUUAUACUGACUAUCGCCGGGGAGAGGUGCAAUCUCUCUGAUUUUUCUCUCUUAAUUUGUGCACUUCUUUUUUAAAUGUAUUGUUUUUUAAUUUUUUUUUUCUCAGGUCUGUAAAUGGUGUAUACCGCAUUGGGCUAUAUGCAUUGAAGGACAUGCCUGCUGGGACUGAACUGACAUAUGAUUACAACUUCCAUUCAUUCAAUACAGAGAAGCAGGUGAGGGAGUAAUUAUGUGUUGUGACCUCUAGUGAAUAUUUUUGUAUGUGCAUACUUUUGUUGACUUUAGUCAACAGACUAGUUUCCCAUAAAUCAUUUAAAAAAAAAAAAAAAUGUUUUUUAAUAUAUGUGUGUUUAUGUAAAUGUUAAUGUGAACAUCAUGACAUUACAUAAAUAUGUGUAUAGACUGCAUAUAAGCCCCACACAUGAUAAAUAUCAAUAACAGUGUGUACAGCACCUGCAAUAUAGAAAUUACCCUUUUAGUAGCUGGUGCUAUUUACAUGUGUUCUAUGCUUCCCAAAACUUACAGCAACUUUGCAAGUGUGGCUUUGAGAAGUGCCGUGGGAUCAUUGGAGGGAAGAGUCAGCGGAUGAAUGGACUGACAAACAAAGCCAACCAGCUACUUUCUUCUCAUAGAAGACCAGGACGCUCCAAGGAGAAGAGGAAAUCGAAACACAGACUGAAGAAGAGGGUAAGUAAAAUGGAGCACUCUAACUUUGGUCAAAACGCAUUAUGGUAACUAAGCUGGACAGCCUUUAUCAUUCCCUUUAAAGAGCACAACUAGAUAACUGGAUAUUUGAUAACGGCUGUGCUUGACAAAGUUUGAUAUAUUUUUAAUAGUUUCAUUUACUUUGAUUUGUUGGCUUGCUGGGCAAAACAUGUCAAUUACACUCCUGUAGGAUUUUUCCAUUGAUACGUUUAGCCUCAUGGGGCUGCCCAGAACACAGAAGUGCGGCAGAGGUAAGGGUUUUUUUUAUUGUUUUUUUCCUCCACUGCUUAAUUCACCACUGUGUUUCACCAUGCAUUUCCUGCGGUGGCGGGACACGGAAAUGUCUCACUGAGUGAUGGAGAACAAAGAUUUUUUGAAACAUAAAGUUAAGGCCACAGUGCAUUGCAGGCAUACCCUUUUGUGUCUAUUUUAAUGAUUAGUGAAUUGAAUACAAGGUUAAGAGUAGUCUAUUUCUCUGACCCCUGCUGGGCAAUUAACUAGCUGCAUUUUAGGGAUACUGUACACACACAAGAGAACUAAUUUGCAGUGUCUUUGUAUACAGUGCUUUAGCAUAAACUCCAUUCCCACAAUCCAUAAAUCAGUUUAGUUUGCCAGUAUACUGCUCGUCAUCUCAGGUCCCUUAUUUAUGAAUAGAAUGUCUUGCUUUAUACUCAAACAUCUUGUUCUAAUCAAUCAUUAUUGUAUUUGUAUCACAGAGAGGUCACCUGCCUGAGGAUCGUAAUGACACAGUGGGUACCCCAACCAGACUGGGCCCACAACUCCACAUGAAAGCAAUGUCAAAUAGAGAGAGGUACAAAACCAGCUCCUCUUACUCACCAUUAACUGUAGCUCAUACCUUACCUCUGACUUCCAUCUUUCUAAUCCUCCAUCCCGUCGCACUAUUCUUUUUCACCAAUCUUUAACAGCUUUAUUUUGCACGUUGCUCUGUACUUUAUAUCACCUGCACUGACCACUGCUUGAUGCACACUCCCUGUGUAUAUAAACUCUGUCCCUGCUUCAUUUGUUAUAUUAAUUUUAAUCCUACCUGAUCUUCAUUUCCUGAGUUAUGUAUAAUCUUUGAACCACAUGCCUUUUUUUAUAUUAUCUCGUGCUCCCUUAUUGAUUUGCCUUAGACACCCUUACUUCUAUUCGUAUCAAGCUGUCCCUUCUUUUACCUGUCUACCCUGCUUUCCAUUUUGCACUCACCAUGGACUUUCUGCAUUUUUCUCUCACCCUGCUUUACCUCCCCCUUGUGUUAUAUUACCACUCGCCCUAUAAUAUCUUCUCAUUUUUACUUUUCCAGAAAUUUUGUGCUGAAACACCGAGUUUUCCUGGUGAGAAACUGGGAGAAGAUCCGACAAAGACACGAAGAAGGAGUUAAGAAUGACUUACAUCCAGGAUCCCUGUACACCCGCUGGAAUGGCAUCUGCAGGGAUGAUGGCAACAUCAAGUCUGGUGAGAAAUUAUCAUGAACCUAGAGCAGGGCUAGGCAACCUUCUGCACUCCAGACGUUAUGGACUACAUCUACCAUAAGGCUUUUACUGCCAUACACCAAUGCAUCAGGGGAGAGGUAGUCCACAAAAUCUGGAGUACCAAAGGUUGCCUACCCCUGACUUAGCGGGUUAUCCUCAGCUGAACAUAGACCAGCUGCUUAACAACGGCAAAGUAGGUGGAAGGGCAUAUUACUGCACUUAGAGUGGCCACUCUUAAUAUAAAUAGGAAAUAUCAGUGCUAGGAGAACCUAAAUAAUAAGGCCUAGCUAGAACAAACUCAAGGACAAUAACAAAACCAGAAAUCAGAAACAAGACUAGCCGGAUAAAAACCCAACAAGGACUGUAACUGUGCUUUAGAGCCAUGAAACUAAAAUUGGUACUGGUCUAAAGAACAGAUGGAUCUAAAUUGGACCAGGCCCUGACAUCACACCUGCGUCAACUCGUGCAUGCCCUGUGUGGCAAAAAAGAUGCAAAGUUAAAGGACUCAAAAGUAAAUAACAUUUUCCAGUUGUCGCAGCUCAUGUCCUUUAGGAAUAAAAUAGGUUGAAAAAGCAGGAGAAUGUAGCAUGGGUAGCGUUUUCAGAUGGCAAGCUGGAGUGACUGCAGACAUUAAACAUUGUAAGAUUUAAUUGACACAAGUGCUUGAUUUUUCCCCCAAUGUCAUCAUUUGCUGCUUUAAUCUAUGGCUUCUAGGAGCAGGCAUUUCUGUUUGUUAAAGUGAAAUGAUGAAGGCUGUUUGGUAUUGACAUGUAAUGUAAGUCAAUGUUUAUGCAACACUUUACAAUACAUGUUUUCACAGCUUAGUUAAGAGCUUCCAGACUACCUCACCUGCGUCUACUAAUAAAUCAGUAUUUUGAUUACACUGAACAAUGAGAAGUGCUCACUAGAGAAAUAGGCCUUUUGUGUACAUAGAAAAAGUCUUAGAUCUUUGAGUUCAGCUCAUGAAAAACGGGGGCAAAAACAAGUGUUGCAUUUAUAAUUUUGUUCAGUCUAUAUUUUGGUUUUAUAUCUGGUUUUAUCUUCUCCUAAAUUUUGUUUCCUAUUUAAUUUUUUUCAGAUGUGUUUAUGACACAGUUUGCUGCCUUGCAAACCUCCCGCUCAGUCCGCACCAGACGCCUGGCAGCGGCAGAAGAGAACAUCGAGGUAGCAAGGGCAGCUCGUCUGGCACAGAUCUUCAAAGAGAUUUGCGAUGGCAUUAUCUGCUACAAAGGUGUGUGCAGCAAAUCUGUUGAAGGAAGUUUGCUGUCCACAAUGCACAAUGGAGGUUUUCAAACUCUUGAUUUACUGUGAACUAUGAGACUAAGCAGCUGAUGCUCAUUGUGUGUUGUUGUGUUGUACAUUUAAUAUUCUUGGCCUCAUCAAACAUUGAUCCUUGGGAUUUUUUUCCUCUACAGAUUCCUCCAAUCAGAACCUUGCAACACCUCUUCUCAGUCUUCCAGCCAAGAAAAAGUAAGUAAAACUAGAACCAGAGAUAAUUCAGAGCAUUUCCACUUGGGAAGAGGCCGUGAAGUAAGAAGGUCAUUUUCUCCUGGAGGGAAGCUGAGGGGUAACUGAUAGGUGCUUUACAUGUGAAGGAACAGAGUGGUAAUCUUCUUCUAAUGUUUUUUAGGAAUAGUUUAGUGUAAUUGGCAUUAGUGUUCCUUGGGAAGAAACAAGGAGGGUAAUUAGGAUCAAUGUGUCUUAGGAAGAGACAGAGUGUUAAGCAGGGUGAGUGUUUCCUAAGAAGAAUAACAGUGGUAAUGGGUCAAAGCCUCCCUCAAGAACAAGCAGAAGGGUAACUAGGGAACUCUACAACAGAAAGAGACAGAGGGGUAGUUGAGGUAAUCUCUCCAAAAGUGAACUUACACGUGUCUUUUUCAUCUUAAAGAAACCCUUAUUACUAUGAGAAAGUCUCAGACCCACUGGAUUUGCUCACAAUUGAGAAGCAGAUCCUCACUGGAUACUACAAGACUGUGGAAGCCUUUGAUACAGACAUGCUAAAGGUUUUUCGCAAUGCAGAGGUUAGUCUGUCUGGGGAAUUUCUCCUGGUGGUCACCCUGUAUGGCUGUGUUUCAGGAAAUCAACAAAUACCUUUUAAUUUUUUCAGAAAUAUCAUGGCAGGAAGUCUCAGAUCGGUAGAGAUGUUUGCAAACUGCGGAAGGCAUACUAUAACGCCCGGCACGAGUCGUCUGCCCAGAUUGAUGAGAUAGUUGGCGAGACUGCUAGUGAAGCUGACAGCAGUGAGGCUUCACUCUGCGACAAAGAUGGCAACCACGAAAAGGAUGAUGAUAUAAUUAGAUGUAUCUGUGGUCUCUACAAGGAUGAGGGGCUAAUGAUUCAGUGUGAGAAAUGCAUGGUAAGGAUGCCCUAGAAUUUGGGUAUGCUGACAUUAUACUCACUAUUGGCCAGCACUCUGUUAUCUGGAUACAGGGAAUGUCUUUAGUUAGUUUAUGUGAGAGAUUAUGGUGACCUUUAUCAACUGCAUCAUGGAUUUUGCCUUGAAAAAUAGUUUAUGGUUUGAGAACAUAGUUGACUUCUACUGGUAGAACACCAGGCUGCUUUUAUAGUACAGGUUUUAGUGUUUUGGAGUACGAAUUUUACUAAACGGGUCGGGAAAAGUUAUGAUAUUAUUAUGUAAUUGCCAGAGACCUGAUUUUACAGUGUUUGGCUCUUUUGAUUUCACUAUUCAGGGACCCGAUGGGAGAGUCCUCAUUUUACAGUGCAGCCAUCCUAAUAUUCCAUCAGGUUGGGUGAAGCAGUCUGAAACUUUCUGGAUUGGUUAAUAGUCGUUAUAUUAAAGAAUAUGGAGUCCUUAUCUUUAUAGCAGAGUUGAGGGGUGUAAAAGGGACGUCAGAGUUUUGAGUAUACUGACAGUAUUUUGUGCUAUACUUGUGGUAUAUGCUUUAUUUAAGUUUGCCCAUCUAUCCUUGUGUGGAUGAGUUUGGAUAAAGAAGAUGACGGAUUUACCAAGUGACAGCAUAGUAGUAGUUAUUUUACUGUAUGGAUGCAGAGUGGCCUUCGGUGUCUUAGUUUUGGGGCUAAUUAAAUGCAGCGUAACUGCGUGAAUUAAUGACAUAUGGUGUGCUUACUUUUCAGGUUUGGCAGCAUUGUGACUGUAUGGGGGUAACCUCGGAUGUUGAACACUAUCUGUGUGAACAGUGCGACCCUAGGCCUGUGGUUCGGGUACGUGAUUAUCUGGUACAUUUGAUCCAAACACAUCAUGGCAUGAACCUGUUCUGAUAUUUAAUUACAUUGGAUGCAGAUUACACACUUUGAGCCUGUCCUGAUUUUGUGAAAUCUGGUCUUAAGCCUUAUUUCAGAUCCACCUGUGUGAAGCCAGCCUAGAACCCUUGUGGGGCAGGUUAAUAACAUAUAUCUAAAGUUCUCAUAUCUUGGCUAUGUUUUACAGGAGGUCCCCAUGAUUCCCUGCCCUCAUUACGCACAGCCUGGUUUUGUUUACUUCAUCUGUUUGCUGAGAGAUGAACUGUUACUACGUCAAGGUGACUGUAUAUAGAGUUUGUCUAGAUACCCGUGUGUACUGCCAUGUAAAUAAUCUUCAUGUGUUUAUAUUAACCAAUAGCGGUCUAUGCAUUCCAUACUUUAUCCAUACUUUGGUUAAAGUGUGGAGUUAUUAAACCUGUAUGCUGUAUAUUGUUACACUAUUUUUUAUACCCAUACGUGGGAGAAUAAUACUUUUUUAUAUUGGAUCUCUGCUUUGCUGCUUUUUAUCUAUAGCUAUGUGGAUAUUUAGCAGUAAUUGAAUGCAUUUGUGGUUAUUAAACUGUAUCUAUGCUUGUGAGUCUGGAUUUUUAGCUAUAACAAUAUGUGUGUGUGGAUAUUUAGUUAUGAGUAUCUGUAUUCUGCCUACUACAUUGCAGGUUGUACUUUUUUUUUUGUACAGGUGACUGUGUGUACCUGAUGAGGGACAGCCGCAGGACUCCAGACGGACAGCCAGUGCGACAGUCUUAUAGGCUCCUUUCUCACAUAAACCGAGAGAAACUGGACAUCUUCCGUAUUGAGAAGCUGUGGAAAAAUGAAAAGUACUUUUUCUUAAGAUUAAAUAUUAAGUUACUGGUAAAUAAUGCACAAGAAAUUCUUGAUCUAAUAUUGUACUCUGUUUUGGUUUUUUUCUCCCUAGGGGAGAACGUUUUGCAUUUGGCCACCAUUACUUCCGGCCACAUGAGACGCAUCACUCACCCUCUCGUAGGUUUUACCACAAUGAGCUCUUCCGAGUGCCGCUGUAUGAGAUCAUUCCACUGGAAGCUGUGGUUGGCACAUGCUGUGUCUUGGACCUGUAUACUUACUGCAAAGGUGAGCUAUACCUAAAUCAAAAUUCAAGUGAAUUUGCAACUGUUCACCUGUAUAUAGCAAUCUCUUUCUCUGUCUGUUAUGUAGGAAGGCCUAAAGGAGUGAAAGAACAAGAUGUUUAUAUAUGUGAUUAUCGUCUGGAUAAAUCUGCUCACCUUUUCUAUAAAAUUCACCGCAAUCGCUUCCCUAUCUGCACUAAAAGCUAUGCCUUUGACCAUUUCACGAAGAAACUGACCCCAAAAAGGGACUUUUCGGUAAGAAUCAAUGGUACAGCAAGGGAACACCUAGUGCUAAUUAUAAUUUCUCAUCCCUGACCUGAUCAUUGUCUUUUCUCAUUUCACAGCCUCACUAUGUGCCAGACAACUACAAACGUAAUGGUGGUCGGUAAGUGGUUGUAAUUUAUUUUUAUUUAAUUUUUUUAUUUAUUGGAGACUUUGAUUUCCAGGGUUUGUUAAUGUGUAAAUACCACGCUCUUUUUACCAAGAUCGUCCUGGAAAUCUGGACGCUCAAAACCGCCCACUAGGGACCUUCCACCUGAGGAGGACCCUCUCCCUCAAAUGGAUGAUCUAUUGGGAAGUGAAGAGAUGCCGGUCCCUGAGGAGGCAGAUCCUGAUACCACCAACCUGGAGGUGCAGGAAACUCCAGUGGAAGAACAUAGCCCCCUUCCCCACCACGCAUGCUCUCCUCAAAUCAGACAACAGGCGCAAAGAGAGAAACUUAACCAGAUCCUUCUCAGGCUUCUUGAAAAGCUCCCUGGGAAAAAUGGUGAGUCCCCAAGGCAGGGGAUGCAUAUUUGUUAUCUAGCGUGACUGAAUAGUGCCAAGAUAAAAAUGUGUUCUUGCAAUUGUCAUUAUUGAUCACUAUUGUGUUAUUUGGUUCUCCCAAUCACAUGGCUAGUUACAGAGUUUUGCGUUAAGACUUUUGAAUACAUUUAUUAAGGAAUUUGUGCAUUCUCCCUAGGUAUCACUUGAAAUACAAUCUUAGUCCCCACAGCAGGUAAAAAUUGAGAUGGACAAAUUGCUGUUAAUUUUGUAGAUAACAGAGCUUCUUGAACCUGUAUUCAGUGGGGUGGUUGCAACGUGCAUGCUCACUCCUGAUGCAUUGUGGGUAGCAUGCAUGCUCACGAUUUCUUACACAGCAGAGAGGAAGUUUUCGUAUUUACAUGGAAACCAGCAAUACAUUGGUCAUGUAGUGUAAAUAGUAAUGCAGUAGUAAAUGAUGUUUUCAUGUCUGUUUUGGUCUCCCAGCUAUUGAUGUGACAUAUCUCCUGGAGGAGGGCCCAUGCAGGAAGCUGCGGCGACGCACCCUUACACUUCCAGAGUGCAUCUUUAAGAAGUGA